Messenger RNA from Pelobates cultripes (western spadefoot toad), 60632 nucleotides. The record is from the annotation of a GenBank genome assembly. Lineage: Eukaryota; Metazoa; Chordata; Amphibia; Anura; Pelobatidae.
GCAAAACAUGCCACAGCGGUAGUCUAACCAUGAAGGGAGUAAGUAGUGUAAGACAGACACGAGAGUGAUAAUGAUAGGGUACCACUUUACCAUGAAAUUUCUAGGCAUUACCAUGUGUCAAAGAUGGCUCAAAGCAAUGCAAAUGUUUUGACUUAUACAUUAGAAACUGAACAUAAAGAAGGCACCAUGGCUCUCGGACGAUACAUGGGAGUCGCAGAAAGUAGGUUGCAGAUGUGCCACCUGAGGUCUAGCCGAUGCUAAAUUCUGGAAUGCCUCUGAGAGAAGUGCUGAGGUUGUGGGAGGCAGCAGUGAAAUGGGUACGGUGCAGGGGAGCCCGCUAGACUCAGGCUGGUGCAUAGACCAACAUCUCUGUGCCACAGACCUGGUGGCUCGUGUAGUCAGUCCUUCCCAGUGAGGGAGAAACAGAGGAGGCCUUGAUGUUGUAACUCCGUUAAUUGCGGUCGGUCUCCCAUCCAUGUGUGAUGCUAUGGGCACUUAUCCCUGUUGGCCUUCGGCCUUGGUGGGGUAUGGAGACUUGUGCUCCGAGAAAGGAAAGGCCUAAGGUAUGCCCACUAACUGCCACACAGCAUUUCACCGAUCUCCCUCCUGACACUGAGAGGAUGCAUCUAUUCUACAUGCUUCCAGGGAGGCCUAGAAUCAGUUGAAUAUGUCGUCCAGCCGCUGCAGAGAUUGCUGAACAAAAUUUAUCCUCUAACUGGAAAGGCUCCAUACUAGGGCGUAGAGGUGCAGGCGCCAUCUUCUUAGAGUCAUUCUGAAUCAGGAGUAGGUAAGUUGUGGUCCAAGCUUGCUUAUCAGAGGUGGUAAAGAAUCUCAUUCAUGUGCAGGGGAUGACAUUGAGGACCGUGAUAAACCCCCAACAGUCUGGGGAGAGAACAGGGUUUCCAUGUAUAUUGAAGGGUAGAGCGCCACACGGUGCAGACAGUCUGCCACCUCACCCAACUGACUUGCAUGCAAAGCCUCACCGGGAUCUCUGGGGAUUGCAGAAGAUUCAAGCGGAGAUACUGCUCCAAAGAACCCCGGUUGACUUCAAGAUUGGGUAAGUCACGGAAUAUCAGCGUUUGAGCGUACCGACAGCCUAUUAAUCGGUUUACUAUCGAGAGUAAAAUAUGUCCAGCCACCAUGCCGCUCAGGUCCUGCCCCCCACUUUUUUACAUCUUUCCUUUUUCUUUGAACUGGCCCUGUAUUUAAAAUGCCAGGAGACCAUUGCUCUAGCUUAGAUCUUUCUAGAACUUCUAAAACAUCCAUAGACCUCUAUAGGGGUUGUUCACUAAAAAGUUAAUGGAGAACCAAGUUGUAAAAUUUAGGUCAAAAUGUAUGUUUGGGGUAGAAUUUUCACAAAGCUUUAAUAAUAUUAUUAUUAUUACUAUUAUUAUUAUUAACUAAUUGUUUGGUACACUGACCCCUGUGUGUCAUCAAUGGAGGCAAUUUGUGAAACCGAUAGGAGGUACUUCCUUUUUUCUACCUGUGUAAAUUUCUGUACUUGAAUGUGGAGCUCUAUCUGUGAAACACAUGCUAUUGAGCUCAGCAGAGUUAUGUGUUUUAUAAAAUGAGGUCAUGUAUCCCAUGAGUCACAUACCGAUCUAUUCUAUAACAGAAAUCAUCCACCCUUUAAUUCCUUCAAUUCCUUCUCUCCUCCUAGAUAUCUAUCACAUUCAUUCUUUCAUUUAUCUUAUUUUACUUCUUUGCAUAUUCUAGCAAUACGAAAAGAUGGGAUUUUUUUUUAAUUGUAUUUAUUAAAUAAAAACACAAAACAACCCUGCAAAUUCAAUGUAUGAAUUACAAACUUUUUAAAUAUUUUCCUACUAGUAUAGGGUUAAAGGGGAACAGUCACUUUCCACAAUUUUUUUUUUUAAUUCAUUUUUUUUUUUUUUUCUUCUAAUGCAUUAAAAAAAAAAUAUUCUUGUUAUAUUAAUAAUAAAAAACAUUUGGGGCGGUGGAAUCUGACAGCCGUGCUGACCGGUUGCACUUCUUGAGUGCUCCAUAUGGACUUGCUCUAAAAUAGCCUAACUGCAUACUUUUUAUCUCAAAAUACAUUAGCUGGACAUCCCGGUGUCGAGAUCCAUCUGCUGCCUACUCACAGGUAGAGGGAGGUGGCUGUUCCCUCUGCUUGAUGCCACAAGUUUCUCUGGAGAUCACUCCUUCACUCUCUACUCCUGUCCCCCCCCCACCACUCCCCCUCAUCCAACGGUUUGUAAUCCCCCUUCUGACUUCAUUGGUUUUAAUGUCUCUAGACCCAUAGCUCUCUCCCUUGCGUAUCUUAGUAUACCAUUACAUUAGCUCGUUCGGGCAAGUUGAUAUGGUAGGUUUCUAACUGGCCUGUGGCUCAGAACCUAGGGGUGUGGGGGUAUCUCGGUAUACCCCCUACAUUAGGUCGUUCAGACAAGUUGAUAUGGUAGGUUUCGAGCUGGCCUGUGGCUCAGAACCUAGGGGUGUGGGGGUAUCUUGGUAUACCCCCUACAUUAGCUUGUUUGGGCAAGUUGAUAUGGUAGGUUUCGAGCUGACCUGUGGCUCAGAACCUAGGGGUGUGGGGGUAUCUUGGUAUACCCCCUACAUUAGCUUGUUCGGGCAAGUUGAUAUGGUAGGUUUCGAGCUGGCCUGUGGCUCAGAACCUAGGGGUGUGGGGGUAUCUUGGUAUACCCCCUACAUUAGCUUGUUCGGGCAAGUUGAUAUGGUAGGUUUCGAGCUGACCUGUGGUUCAGAACCUGGAGGUGUGGGGGUAUCUCAGUAUACCCCCUACAUUGGCUCAUUCGGACAAGUUGAUAUGGUAGGUUUUGAUGUUGAACGUUAAGGACCAGAGCAGUUUUGACACUUUUGUGGUGUUUGUGUUUAGCUGUAAUUUUCCGCGCUCUCAUUUACGUUUCCCAUACAAGUUUUAUAUAUUGUUUUUUUCAGGACAAGAAGGGCUUUCCUUACAUACCAUUAAUUGUAUCAUGUCAUGUAUUUUAUUUAAAAAAAAUAAUAAAAUAUGGUGAAAAAUUUUAAAAAACAAACAUGUUUUAGGACUUUUACUUGAAAAAUCUUUUACUUAUCUACAAAAGCUAAUGAAAAAAAACUGCUAAAUAGAUUCAAAAUUUUGUCCAGCAUUUAAAAAUACCCAGUGUUUACAUGCUUUAUUGCUUUUUUUUUUUUUGCAAGUUAUAGGUCUAUAAAUACAAGUAGGAAAUUGCUGUUUCAAUAUAUAUAUAUAUAUAUAUAUAUAUAUAUAUAUAUAUAUAUAUAUAUAUAUAUAUAUAUAUAUAUAUAUAUAUAUAUAUAUAUAUAUAUUUUCACAUUUAUCAAUAGUGACAUUGUAACACCGUUAUCUGUCAUAAAUCCCCGAAUCACACCUCACAUGUACAUAUUUUUUUUAAAGUAGAGAAAAUGGGGUAUGUCCAGUCUUUUUUAGUAGCCACCUAGUCACAAACACUGGCCAAAGUUAGCAUUUAUAUUUGUUUGUGUGUUUAAAAAUGCAAAAAACGCUAACUUUGGCCAGUGUUUGUGACUAAGUGGCUACUAAAAGGCUGAACAUAUACCCCAUUUGCAAUACCUUGGGUUGUCUUCUUUUGCAAAUGGUAUGCCAUCAUCGGGGUAAUUCUCAUUCCUGGUCUACCAUACGCUCUCAAAGGCAACCUAACCAAUCUGACAGAUUUCAAUAAAAAAAAAAAAAAAGUAAAAUCAAGCCUUAUAUUUGACCCUGUAACGUUCACAAACACUAUAAAACCUCUACAUGUGGGGUACUGUUAUACUCAGGAGACUUCGCUGAACACAAAUAUUAGUGUAUCAGAACAGUAAAAUGUAUCACAGCAAUAAUAUCAGUGAAAGUGCAGUUUGUGUGUGAAAAAUGCAAAAAACGUCACUUUCACUGCCAAUAUCAUCACUGUGAUAUGUUUUACUGUUUUGAAUCACUAAUAUUUGUGUUGAGUGAAGUCUCCCGCGUAAAACAGUUCUCCCCCGCCCCCCCCCCCCAUGUACAGGUUUUAGGGUGUCAUAGAAAGUUACAGGGUAAAAUUUAGUGCUAGCAAAUUAAAUUCUCUGGACUUUUGGCCUGUGUUGGCAGGCAGGUCCCUCAAAUUGCAAUCAAUAAAAUUACUUAAUUAUGUAAAAAUAUUACAUAAAUACGCACGUAGAAUUUAAAUAUAGAUACAUAUUUAUGUAAUUAUGUAUAUGGAUAUGUAUGUUUCGUAUUAUUUUUAUUUAUACAUAUAUAUCAUUACAUUCAAAGUGUAUUUUGAUAUAAAUAUAUAUAUUAAUAUCAAAAUACUGUUAUAAUAAAAAUAUAUAUAUAUUUAAAACUUUUUACUUAUUUAUUUUUAUUAACAUAUUUAUAAUUUAUAAUAUAUAUAUAUAUAUACAAUAUAGUGUGUGUGUGUGUGUGUGUGUGUAUAUGUAUGUAUAUGUGUGUGUAUAUAUAUAUAUAUAUAUAUAUAGUGUGUGUAAUUUAAAUUAAAAGUGUGUUUUUAUAUUAAUAUACGUAUAUAAAAAUACACUUAGUAUGACAUUAUAUAUAGAUAUUGUGUGUGUGUGUGUGUGUGUGUGUGUGUGUGUUUUUUUGCAAUUAGCAUUCUCACCACCUCAACUAGUUUCACCUGAUAUCUGUUUCUAAAAAGGCAGUCUGUUUUUCAGCUGGGGCAGAACUUUUCCUGUGCUUCACCCCAUGGUUGCACAUUUUAUGUUUUGUCUUAAAUUCCAAGUACUAUGUUGUCAUAGGUUUGAGCUAACUGACUGUUGGAAUGGAAAUUUUAAAGAGUAUGCUUCCUAAUAUUGGUUCCUGCAGAGUUUGCAUCAAACAGGUUUUAAAUGCAGUUGCAGCUAUUCUGUCUGCUCUAGCCUCUGCUUCCCAAAUGCGGCUAAGGAAAGCCUAUAGCAGGUAAGGCUGUUGGCUGGCAUUGGAACUUUAUAAUAUUGCUUACUAAUAUUGAUUCCUGCAGAGUCUGCAUCAAACAGGUUUUGAAAUGCAGUUUGCAGAUAUUCUUUCUGCUCCAGCCUCUGCUUCCCAAUUAUGGCUAAGGAUGGCCUGGAUCAUGGGUAUUGUCUUAUGCAAUAUAUCUAUGUAAUCAGUCUCGCUUCGGCCAAUCAAGAUGGUAACCUGUGAAUGAACUAGUCUCCAUGGAAAAUUAUUUCUUCCUCAUGUUACUGGGCUUGAAGCAAGUUCUAGUACAGCUGCAAGCUUAUUGAUCAAGGUGUAGUUCCACCAAGUUCAAUUUGUUCCCUGCACUGCAAUAGAUACGAUAUGACUGGGAUGGUUUACUGCCUAGGUUUGUCUGCAGUUUUCUUUUAAGAAAAAGCUUAUGGCAAUUGCCACUUGAGAUUCUCUCACUAUGCAAAAUGUUGCCAUCCAUAAAUUCAUUGAAUCUCUACAAUACUGCUUCCUCAGGGGCACCUAAUUAAUUUUUUUACACCCGCCCUAAAGGUUAGGGUGUUUCUACAGCAUACAGGUGGAUGCUAAUCAAUCUUCUUAUAAAGAAUUCCCUUUUCAAGAAGUGUGCAGUUCUGGUGUUUGUCAAGGAACAGUUCAGGUGUAAAUAUUUUGACAAGGGUUUUUGACUCUCAGAGAAUGGUAAUUCCCUGAAGAAAAAAAUUGUGGUUCUCACUGUCCUGAUCACCUGAAUUCUCUUUUCUACUUCAGUAGACCAGAUACUAGGGAAAUAAUAUUGGUUCCCGUCUUGUCUUCAGCUUCUUUAGGCAUAGCACUGUUUACAGGUCCUUCAGAGGCCAGAUACAGUUGCUAAUAAGAUUUUGCAGUAAAAUCCUAUACUUCGGUCAGUCCUUUCUGAACCAGGCCAGACGGUUCUUACUUUUUGUUCUAGUUCUCAAAUCGAUCGUUUAGAAUUUUACAACUGAUGCUUCAGGUCUCAGCUAGGUUCUCAUAGUGUUGAAGGGAAAUUAGCUGAGAUAAUUUGUAAAAACCUAUCCAACUACAUAGGACCGAAGGCUAGCUGGCUAACUCUUAUCCAGAUCUGGUCAGAUAGUUCUACAUCGGUAGCAAUUAUGUACAAACAAGGUCGUCUUCUUGUUUGAAAAUUCUUGUUCCAGGAUAUGCUUGUUAGUUUUUCCUAGGUCUAUUCACUUAUGCAUAGAACUUAAUAUUCCUCUGUUUAGCUGUAGCAUUGAGUAGUCAACAUUUAAUACAAAGCAGAUUGGUUCAUAUUCCCUGAUCUUCACCCAAACAAUAGGAAGAAUUUGAUUAUCCAGUUAUGGAACUGGGACUUCUAGAUCAAACAGCAUGAAGUGUUUUAAUAGGACAAGCUUGGACAGACCAGUAAGCUUUGGUUACCUUUUCUUUCUUGGGAAUUCCAGUCUAACCUAUAGUUUCUUCCUGGUUCCCUAUUCUCCAAGAUUCUACAGGGUGGAAAAGGUGAGAAUGAUAGUCUUCCUCCCUUGGUGACAAGUAGCUGUUUCACAGUUCAUCAAAAAUUAUCCAGAGGAAUCUUUGGGGACCUUACCUGUAAAUAGGCAUCCUGGAAUUCUCAAGGGUACCACUUCUCAACUUUGUUGUAAUUCAAGCUGACGACCUAGUUUAUGUAUACCAGAUACUGAAGCGUAAUGUUUUGUCUCAGGAAAUUAUUGACUAUUGACUAUUUCUUUCACUAUAAAUGGAUCUUGUUCCAAGAGUUAUUCCAAAUAUGGAAGGUGUUGUGUGUUUUUUUUUUUUUUUUUAAAGAUAUUGGCUAAUAGAAAAGCAGGCAUCUGCUUCCAAGUUUUAACCUCUUUUUUUUUCUUUCUUUCCUUUGGAUGGGCUUUGCGGAUGGGUUAAAGCCAGAGAUCCCUUAAGGUCAAAUUUCGGUUAUUAGUUUAUUUUCAGAGGUUUGUCUCCAAAUCACCAGUAUCUGCUAGGCUCUUUCGUGGUUAGUUCCUAUCUUCAGGGAAUCCUUUCCGCAGGGGAUCUUCUUUUGGGGUUUUUUACUCUGCUGAUUUGAGUCUACACUCUAGGUCUUUGGGGGUAGUCGCCCAAAAUAUUUUUGGGAAGAACUUCUUCAAGUUUCCAUUUUCAGCAGGAGAAACUGGAGUUAAGUUGGAUUCUUUAAUUCUUCCAAAUCUUCCAUCUAACAUUAUUUUUCUAGCUUUUCCCAACAGCGUUCUAGGGUCUUGGAAUUUUAAUUCAACUGCCUGGGCAUUUAGUUCUCGUCUACGUUACCUUAAAGGUCUGCAUUCGUUUGGGUUUUUUCUUAUCUAAGCUCCUUCGAUCACAGUUAUGUUCAGAUCGGUUGCCUGAGGGCUUCUGCUAUACAUUCUCUCGAAUUCCUAACAGCCACGAGGUGAUCUCUUCACUCAUUUUGGUCUGUUGAUCUUGGAAGAUACAACUUUGGUUCCCCCCCCCCAAAUUUGUUCAUAGUCUGAGUGGUACGGUUAUUCGGCUUUUGUAAUUUCUGUGGAUGUCUUGGGUAGGAAGCAAUGUAUAAGGCCAAAGGUUAAUUGGGGGAGGUUCUUAAAAAGUUUGGGAGAUUGCCUGCCUGUUUUUUCCCUCCAGGUGAUGAAAUCCCAGUUGUAAAGCACUGCCUCUAAUCUUCUGGAAAAAUAAAUUUACGGUAAGUAAAAAUUUGUUGUUUUUUUCAUCUUGGCAGGGAGACAGAGACAUGACAUCAGAAUACUGGGUGUUACAUGUUGCCAGAUUAAAUAUCAUAAUAUAUCGGUACAAAAUGCUUACAGUAGAUACAUGCAAUACAAUUUAUAUUGAUAUGAAACUCACAUAGGCAAAGUUGUCUCCGUCCGCCAAGGGUUUUUCAUUUUUUAUAGACAUUAACUUUAUAAUAAGACAUAUUUGACAAGACUUGCUGGUUCGGCCUCUCGACAAAGCAAGCAUCUGCAAUAGGUUGCUGAUAUGCCCGGGUUAUUCACUAUGUGCAGUACAAUGAACCUUGGCAGAAUCGGGCCAAUGCCUAUGAGUAUGUCUUGGAAGUAGGGGUUUCCUAAACAAGAGAAGGGAAAGAUAGAUAUGCAAAAGAAGAGGGGAUGUGGGAUAUCUGUGUGUGACGAGACCAAUCUCGCCACAUUGCAUUGGAGAAGCCUGGUUGCUCGCCUGCUGCCUUUGGACUAUGGCCCCCUUUUAAAAGACUUUAUUUUUGCCUGCAGAAAAGCUGUAUUCGUGCUUUUCUGCCUGGGGUUCAGUAGAUUUGUUUGAAUGUGUUAUACCCCAGAUAGGAAUCCCAUGGAGCCCAUUUGUAUGAAACUGACUGUAAAGACUUUGGCUCCAUGGCGAUUAAACUGUAUUCGUGUGGUCUGAGCGCCAUUCACUUAAUAAUGUGCGCUCAGACCUGAGCUAUCUGGGGAUAUGUGAAAUGUCUGUGUUUUAUGUAUAAAUGUGACUUUAUGUAUUUUAAAGUGUUUUGUGUCUUUUUGCAACCAUGUGCUUAAUGGAGUCUUGUGUCUAUCCUGGGAGAUAAUUGAAUUACUUAUCUCCAGGAUAGAAGACUCUGAAACUGGUUUGGGCCAGAAAGCCAUGCUUCAUUUAGUCACAAAGGACUUUUUACUAACUUUUGAACCCCUGGUCUGAUUCAGGCCAUUUUUUAAUAUGUUGUUCCCCUGAAUGGAUUGAUUGUGAAUGUGUAAUUUUAUGUGAAUGUGAUGUAUGGUUUUAGAGUUAUGAAAGUUGGGUAGAAAGUAUGUUUUAACUGUAUGUAUAACUGAGUUUCCUCUCAGGAUAAGGGGAGGGAAUAUGUGGGAUGUAACUGUGAUGUUAUUGGUUGUUUUAUACCUCCCUGUGGGCGGUCCUGUAUUUGAAAACACUGUAAUAAAAACCAGGCUGGGUGUGCCAGCACCUCAGACCACUGCUUGACCCUCAACACGGAGCCUUGUCUCGUUCUUGGGGGGAUUCACUGUAUGCUGUUAGAGACUGAUUGCCAGGAGUGUAAGCUGUUCGCCUGCUUUUCCUGUUCGUCUGCUAGCAGCUAUUUGGGAGGUUCCAGUUCGGGAGUUGGAGUGCUAUUUUGUAUCCAGUUCGUGAGUUUUGGUGUUCUGCAGUAGCUGUGCCUGUAUCUCUGGGAAGGGGGCCGAUCGCCUAAACGGUUUUUACCCCUUGUGUGCAAAACGGUCCGUUACACUGUGGUAUUAAAUAUUUCUCGUACAGAUCCGUGCUAUGGGACGGUGGGGGGGGGGGGGGGGGCGGGCAACCCACUAAAACUGCCUUGCACCAGGAUGGGUGGUUAUCUCAGGUCUCACCUAGUGCGCUGUCGUCCCACCGGUCCCAAAUCUUGUGGAAGGUUUUAGUGGACCCCGUACUCUGGCUGUCAGGUUGUUCAUUAGUCUUAUCUCUUUAAUUCUAGCUAUAAUUUCUGUCACCCCUGGGGUGGUUGGCCAUAGCCAAGCUGCUGCUGCCUUCUUAGCCGCUAGCGUGAUCUUGUGGAUAAGCUUCUGUUCAGUUCUGGUCCACCCCUCUAGCGACCUGUUGAGCAAGUACACCCAGAGAUCUAAUUCCGGGGUCCUGGAGAACACCUGCCCCAGGAGGUCUUUAACUAGGUUCCAAAAUCUAAUCAUACUAGGACAUUCCCACCACAUGUGUAGAUAAGAACCCUUGAGGCCAUAACCCCUCCAACAUACAUCCGUUGUGAAUUUGUGCAUUCGGAACAACUUUACCGGGGUAGUAUACCACCGGAACAUCGUUUUUGAAGGAUUGCUCCUGGAGGGUAACACAUACAGAGGUGGUAGCACUGGCCUCCCAUAUCUCCUGCCAUUCCACCCCCUCCAGUACUUCUCCCAAUUCCUGUUCCCACUGGUCGGUAUACUUUAGUCUGCCCCAUUCUCUCGCCUCCAAGCAGAGAUGAGUGUACAGCAGCGUGAUCAUACCCGAGGGCAAAUUCUGUCAGGCAUCAGUGCUCAAAAGUCAGUGGUUGUAAAGCAGCACUUCUAAGGUGUGGGUGUUUUUACAAAAUCUUUCAGUUGAAUAUAUCUAAAAAGAAAUCGCCUGGCGUGAGGUGCCUCCCCUGUGCGAGGUUGUCGAACCCUACUAUUUCGGUACCUUUGUAUGAUUGGCAUAUUCUCUGGAGUCCUGUUUGCUCCAAGUUCCUAAAGUCAUGCCUGGGGUAAAUGCCUUAGGCAGGGUAAGAUGUGACUGCACGCUCCGCUCACUUCUACCCCCUCCAAGUACCCCCCUUCUGUUCUCUGUUCCCCUCUCUUCCAUGUCUCUCCCCCCUUCCAUCGAUCUCCUUUUCUAUCCAUAACUGUAUCUCCUACCUUUUUAUUCAUACAUCCCCCCCCUUCCAUUCAUAUUCUCCCCUCCCAGUGUGUCCCUUCCAUCCAUGUCUCCCUCCCCCCUUCCAUCCAUUUUUCGCUCACCCAAUGCCAUCCACAUCUCUCCACCCUUGCUACCCACCUUCAUCCAUAUCUCUCCCCUCUUUCAUUCGUAUAUCUCUUCCCCCCCCCCCGCCAACCUCCUUCCUCUCAUCCAUAUAUCUCCCCCUUCCUCAAUAUUUCUCCUUCCUCAAUAUCCCUUCCCUUGCCUACCUCCCCCCCCCUUACUCAAUAUCUCCCCCUCCUUGCCAACCUCCACCUUACUCAAUAUACCCUUUGCCUCUUCCUGAAAUCUACCUAUCUAUGCAAUCCUCGUGAGCACUCACAGAGCCGGCAGUCCAGUAAAAGGCUGUUUUCACUUGCCCGCCUCCCCUGCUGUUUUGCCUGUCAUGGCAGGGGAGGGGGUGUCCGGUGCGAGGCGGCGCGCUGCCUGUGUCAUGUUGAGCUUCUAUGCAGACCGCGAGGGGGAGGCGCUCCCCCUGUGUACUGUGCAUUUAGUUCCUUGAUAUAGCCGCACGCUGCCUAGGGACGCAAAAAUCACUGCUCACACUGACAAUUGAUAUUUGCGCGCGCCCCUGGCGGGCGCCAGUCUCACCAAUCCCUCGGUAUGCCUCUGGUACUAUUUUACUUGGGAGACUUCGCUUAACACAAAUGUGUUAUAAAACCGUAAAGGCUAAGUUUGGCCAGCAUUUGUGGCUAAUACAAAAGACUGGACAUACCUCAUUUUGAAUACACUGUGUUGUCUAUUUGUUUUCAAAUGGUGGGGUUAACUUUCAUUUCUCGGCUGCCAUACCGUCUCAAAGGCAACAUAGCCAAUCUGGCAAAUUUCAAUUGGCAAAAACAGAAAUGAGCAAAUCUUAUAUUUGACCCUGUUACUUUCCAAAACACCAUAAAAACCUGUAGAUGAGGCGUACUGUUGUACUCGUGAGACAUUACUCUACACAAAUAUGGGGUUUUUUUUGUAUUUUUUUUAUUAUUAUUUAUGUAUUUUUAGAGCAGUUAAAUGUAUAAUAUGGAUGAUAUCAUCGGUGAAAUGGUAGUUUGUGUGAAAAAUGCAAAAAAAAAAAUAUAAACGCAAAUUUUGGUCAGGGUUUGUGACUGGCUACUAAAAAAGAAAUUUUGUAUAUGUAUAUUUUAUUGCAGUAAAAUCGAACAGUAUUAUAGAAACAUAGAAUGUGACGGCAGAUAAGAACCAUUCGGUCCAUCUCGUCUGCCCAAUUUUCUAAAAACUUUCAUUAGUCCCUAGCCUUAUCUUAUAGUUAGGAUAGCCUUAUGCCUGUCCCAUGCAUGCUUAAACUCCUUUACUGUGUUAACCUCUACCACUUCAGCUGGAAGGCUAUUCCAUGCAUCCACUACCCUCUCAGUAAAGUAAUACUUCCUGAUAUUAUUUUUAAACCUUUGUCCCUCUAAUUUAAGACUAUGUCCUCUUGUUGUGGUAGUUUUUCUUCUUUUAAAUAUAGUCUCCUCCUUUACUGUGUUGAUUCCCUUUAUAUAUUUAAAUGUUUCUAUCAUAUCCCCCUGUCUCGUCUUUCCUCCAAGCUAUACAUGUUAAGAUCCUUUAACCUUUCCUGGUAAGUUUUAUCCCGCAAUCCAUGAACCAGUUUAGUAGCCCUUCUCUGAACCCUCUCUAAGGUAUCAAUAUCCUUCUGAAGAUACGGUCUCCAGUACUGUGUACAAUACUCCAGUUAAACUGUCACAUUCAAUUAUGUUUCAUAUAUAAAUAUGUUAUGAAAUGAAAGCCCUGUUUCUCCUGUACAAAAUAUGUAAGAAGUGUUGGGUGCACUUAAAAGAGGUGAAUUAUGGUUGAACAACAUAUAGCGCAAAUUCCAGGUUUUGUUUUGAUCACAACUUUUACAAUUGGCUCCGUCCUUAAUGGGUUAAUAAUUUAUAAAAUAUUGUGGGGUGUUUUGUUUUUAACUAGAAAUGACACUCCUAAAAUUAUAAACCUGAAAAUACUGUUGGUAUACUGACUUAAAGGACCGCUAAAGGCACCCAGACCACUUCAGCUUAAUGAGGUGGUCUGGGUGCCAGGUCAUUCUAGGAUUAACCCAUUUUUUUUAUAAACAUAGCAGUUUCAGAGAAACAAACUGCUAUGUUUAUGAAUGGCUUAAUCCAGCCUCUAGUGGCCGUCUCAUUGACAGCCGCUAGAGGCGCUUGCGUGCUUCUCACUGUGAUAUAACAUUUUAUUUAUUGCAUCUUAAUGUACCACCUACUGUAUACUCUGAAAUUCAUAUUUGUCGUUGUACAUGUUGUUGUAUUUUUGUUUUGGAUUCUUGAAGACUGAUUUGACAUGUUAUGUGCUGGCUAUGCCAAAACCCUUUCUAAUAACAAUUACCUUUUUAAAAAAUAAAAUAAAAAAAGUAAACCCCUUCACUACAAAAUCUGAUGUACUAUCUUUCUGUGGUACAAUAUCUUUGAAAUUCCAUUGUGUCAAAUAAUUAUGAUUUUUUUUUUUUAAUUUUUUUUUUUAAUUAUGAUUUUUUUAAUAAAAAAUAAAAUUAAAAAAAAUAUAUAUAUUAUAGAGAUUAUCUUUGUGAUGACAUAUCUGCUGUAGUAAGGCAUAUCGUUUAACUGUGUAUUGAUAGCUGAAUGAAUUUAAAGGGACAUUAAAGCCAUUGUCUUUAUCCUGUGCUGAGGCUACAUUGGCACUACUGACCUCUUCUCCUACUACAAUGUCACAGAGGCCAUGGUCGAUUUGAUGGUCCAAUCCAAGGCUCCUCAUUCAGAAAUCACUAUAGAGAGAGACUGAACUAGUGCUUUUGUAUGGGGGGGGGGGACAGUGCUUCCACUGAGGUGGUACCUCUAGUAGCUGUCAAUAUAAAUAUUGCAAUUUCUCAAAACAAACACCUGCCGGUUAAAACUAAAGAACUAUUGCACGCAGACCACUCAACUGAGAUGAUGUGGUUGAGUGGCUUUAGUGAUACUAUUACCAAUAGAGAGUUUGUGUGAAUGUUGGAGCAUUCUAUAUAUUCGAAUAAUCAGAAUAAAUAUUUUUUGUAGAAAUGGAGACAUUGAUCUGUUCACGUAUAAAUUUUAUUUUUAUUUUUUUUUAUCUGCUAUUUGCUGAUAGACCAAAUUAUGUUGUCUUCUUCUUCCAGGGCCAGUUGGGUGGUAGUGAAAGUGCAGGAUGCCACCAGGAGUUUAUUGCCCAGUUGACUUCUGGGCCAAAGAGGAGAAGCAGAAUAUCUCGGUGGACUUUCUGCUUCCUAAUGGCAUUUACCUCAACUUCUGGGUGCCAUGCAACGCCAACCUGGGAAACAUCAAAAAGGUACGAAUGAUCACAACAUUGCCGCUGUUCUCUCUAUUAUCCUGUAAAACAACCUGAGCAAACGACUGCAUCAUGGAAAAAGUUUACGUUACCUCUAGAUAGGAUUAGGAUAUGUUGAGGAAGAUUAUCUCCUACAAAUCGUGAUAUUUUGUGACCAUGUGGCUAAAUAUAUCUAAUGUUCCCUUUUAAGCCCUCUGCGCCCACCUGUGAAAUUUACAAGAUGGUCUUUAUUACACCUAAAUCCUUAAGCUUCUAGCAGUAUGGAGGGCGUGGUAAUGAGAAGAACCAUAAUGGUGCUUGUAGGGAGCACUGCUCACAGCAUGUGCAAUGCAAUGGUUCUAGUUUUAUAAAAAGGUCUCGUAUACGGUAUGUCAUUAGAAGGCUAUAUAUCUAUCUACUCCCGUUUUUAGUCCUCUUAUUUACAGUUAGUGUUUGCAGUCUGUCUGUCUCUGUUCCUGAAGUUAAGUCCUCGCUGCUGUUUUGGUUUGGAUUUUCCAGCUGCUAUGGCAACGUGCACAGCAGGAGCCACUGUUUCACAUGCUCAGCCAUCCUUCAUCGUAUGUCUUCACCUGUAUCAACCAGACGGCCGAGCAACAGGAGCUGGAGGACGAACAGCGCCGACUCUGCGACAUCCAGCCCUUCCUGCCCGUCCUGAGACUCGUAGCCAGAGAAGGGGACCGGGCGGAGAAACUGCUGAACUCUCAGAUAAGCCUCUUGAUUGGCAAAGGUCAGGACCAGUCCAUAUUUUUAUUAAUUUUUUUUUUAAAUGGUCACACCGGUGCUCAGCUCUGAGUAGAACGCUUUGAGGGUCUGUACUUUCCUGCUUUCUUGCCUCUUUCUCAGAUGCAUCAAUAUGCAUUUGGUGCCUUGACAUCCCUUUUUAAGGACUGCUCUGUCUGCAACCCUCUAUUAGUUUGUUUUGAGUAAUGGAUGUGAUUUUGUUAUUUGAUUCUGAUACAUUCCCACUUGUACUCUGUGCUGCACUGAUUCAGUAGUAACUGGCAAGAUUAGGUUUUUCUUGUUAAGUUAAAGAGCCUAAAUUUUUAUUUUUCUUCUCCCUCCCCCUCCCCCCCCCAUUUCAGGUUUGCAUGAAUUUGACGCUCUAAAUGAUCCAGAAGUAAAUGAUUUCCGCAGUAAAAUGCGCAUGUUCUGCGAAGACACCGCAAUGCAAAGACAGCGAAUGACUUGGCAGAGCUGGAUGGAGACAAAUUUUCCCCUCCAGCUUGAAUCCUCCUCCUCAAUCUUUACGAGAGAAUCCAUGCCCCCCAAAAUGCUCAUGAUUAACGUCAAAUUUGAAAGUAGCGAGGUAUGUGGCUGGGCAGCAAUGCUCUGUAAAAUAAUUCAACAUACUGACUGUUCCUAAACCACUGUCCAUAUAGGAAAACCUGAAUAUUGUUGAGCCUAGGAUUGGAACAUUUACUGCCAUUUCUGGGAUUUCUAAAACUGAAGUCCUAUUUUGGUCUCCAGUACCAUACAGCCUGCAAGAGCUGUUUAUUAAUAGCCUUAUGUCAAGGUAUGCCGAUACAUUGGAAUUGGCCAAUUAUAUUCCUGAAACGUUGUCCUUUUCCACCCAGAACUCUGGGUACAUUCUGUUUGAUAACCCUUUACUUCUGAUUUAGCAUGACAUAACUAAAUAGCCAUAUAUACGACGAGAAGUUAUGUUUAUAUAAGGGAAGAAUAGUAACACAUGGGCAGUAAAGACGUUUCUUGAUAAGAGUCUGAAAAAUAUAUUUAUUUUUUCUUAAACCCAAAAAGUAAACUUGUAUUACUUUCUUUUUUUUUUUAAAAUCUUUAUUUUAAUUUGCUAUCGUAUACAAUUAAAGGGACACUAUAGUCACCUGAACAACUUUAGCUUAAUGAAGCAGUUUUGGUGUAUAGAACAUGCCCCUGCAGCCUCACUGCUCAAUCCUCUGCCAUUUAGGAGUUAAAUUCCUUUGUUUAUGAACCCUAGUCACACCUCCCUGCAUGUGACUUGCACAGCCUUCCAUAAACACUUCCUGUAAAGAGAGCCCUAUUUAGGCUUUCUUUAUUGCAAGUUCUGUUUAAUUAAGAUUUUCUUAUCCCCUGCUAUGUUAAUAGCUUGCUAGACCCUGCAAGAGCCUCCUAUAUGUGAUUAAAGUUCAAUUUAGAGAUUGAGAUACAAUUAUUUAAGGUAAAUUACAUCUGUUUGAAAGUAAAAAACAUUUUUUUUGUUUUUUUCAAUGCAGGCUCUGUCAAUCACAGCCAGGGGAGGUGUGGCUAGGGCUGCAUAAAUAGAAACAAAGUGAUUUAACUCCUAAAUGACAGUGAAUUGAGCAGUGAAAUUGCAGGGGAAUGAUCUAUACUAGGGGUCAGCAACUUACGGCACUAGUGCCAUGCACGGCACUCGAGGUGUCUUUGCACGGCACUCAAGGCUACAAGAGCCAACCAAACAGGCUCUGGCCUAUCAGGAGUCUCAGUGAAACUUCAGAUGUCUGCUAAUACGAAGAGGUGGUGAAGGACAAUCCUCAAUUUAUGCAUUGCAGCACUUAGAGGAAGUGAUCUCAGAUCACUUCCUCCCAGCACUUGUGAAUAGGAAUCCACACUGUAGUAGAGCAGCUCACAGCUGAUGUUGCAGCUCCUGUCCUUGAGCUGUUCCUGCCCAGGCUGGUCCCCACUGGAACCCAGGGAAGCCACCCACACUGCUAGAUAUACAGAGACCUGCAGAAUAACCCUCCCCUCAUACAAAUAAUACAAACAGCACACAAACAUACACACAAUUCCCACAAACUCAACACCACUAACAAUCCACAUACGUGCACACAACCCCACAUGCAGCCUCUCACAUGCAAUACCCCAAACAGCCCCCCACACAUACACACACUACCAAACACACAAUGUGACAUAUCCAUCCACACACAAUUCCACAAGCUGCCUCCAUACACGGCCCACAUUCAUAUGUAUCAUACACGAUACCACAAACUAUUAAUGAACAUAUACAAUAUAUUAGCUCCUGUACGCACAAAUACAACAAUACAAAGCAAUUACAGUAUAAAUAACUCAAGCAGAAUAUGGCCGCACACACACCUCAAUUUAAAAAAAUAGGAUCGGCAGGAAUUUGGGGGCCCCAAGCAAAAUGGACAUGUAGGCGCCCCCCCGCCCGCAAAGCCUACAGGAACCACAGCGUAGCCAUACAGUUUAAGUUCACCCACACUUUAUAUAAAUAAAAAAUGUUUACAGUGCAAAUACUGCUGUUGCAUAUAAUGUGCAUAAAAUUUGAACAUUUUCAAGAAUUGAAAAUUCCCUGUGUUCUCCUCAUCCCCCCUUCUCCUCACCCCCCCUUCCUGUGUUCUCCUCAUCGCCUCACCCUCCCCUCCCUGUGUUCUUCUUACUCUUCCCCCCCCCUCCCUAUGUGCUUCUUACUACUCCCCCCUUUGUUGUUCUUACUACUCUCAUCCCUCACCCUUUCCAACAAUCAUCGGUGGAUCGUAUGUUCAGCUUAUAUAUUAAGAGGAUUUUGUACAUUUGUUCCUUGGAGACUAUACAUACCGAGACCUUCGCGCUGCCUCGCACAUAUCUUGCCACUCAUCAUCCACAAUCUCCUCCCCCAGGUCUCUCUCCCACUGUGCCACAUAUCGCAGGGGAUCCCAAAUCUUGGAGGUUGAGUGUAGCUCAGUAUAAAUAUCCGUGACAAGUCCCUACCUAUAUCUUCCCUCAGAACAUAAUCUCAAAUAGAGUGAGUGCCCCUUGACCUCACGAUCUCCUCCCCAUGGGCAAAGUCUCUGAUUUGCAGAUAUCUGAAGUAGUUAUGGUUAAUCGGUCCGCUGUUUCAACACGUCCUUCUAUUCCUUUUUAAAACAAAAUUUACCUCCUUUUUAUUUAAUACUCUUUCUUGUAUUACACCGUAAAUUUGUUAUGCAUAUAUACAAGCAAAUGCCCUUUUCGCUUAAAGGAACACUACAAACCUGUAUUCCUUUUAAAAACAUACAGUGCCUUGCAAAAGUAUUCACCCCUUGACUUUUUACCUAUUUUGUGACAUUACAGCCUUAAGUUCAAGGUUUUAUUAAUCUGAAUUUUAUGUGAUGGAUCAGAACACAAUAGUCUAAGUUGGUGAAGUGAAAUGAGAGAAAUAUAUACAUAAAACUAUUUUUUAGAAAUAGAAAACAGAAAAUUGGCAUGAGCGUAUGUAUUCACCCCCUUUGUUAUGAAGCUCAUAAAAAGCUCUGGUGCAACCAAUUACCUUCAGAAGUCACAUAAUUAGUGAAAUGAUGUCCACCUGUGUGCAAUCGAAGUGUCACAUGAUCUGUCAUUACAUAUACACACCUUUUUUGAAAGGCCCCAGAGGCUGCAACACCUAAGCAAGAGGUACCACUAACCAAACACUGCCAUGAAGACCAAGGAACUCUCCAAACAAGUAAGGGACAAUGUUGUUGAGAAAUACAAGUAAGGGUUAGGUUAUAAAAAAUAUUCAACUCUUUGAUGAUCCCCAGGAGCAUCAUCAAAUCUAUCAUAACCAAAUGGAAAGAACAUGGCACAACAGCAAACCUGCCAAGAGACGUCCGCCCACCAAAACACACGGACCGGGCAAGGAGGGCAUUAAUCAGAGUGGCAGCACAGAGACCUAAGGUAACCCUGGAAGAGCUGCAGAGUUCCACAGCAGAGACCGGAGUAUCUGUAAAUAGGACGACAAUAAGCCGUACGCUCCAUAGAGUUGAGCUUUAUGGCAGAGUGGCCAGAAGAAAGCCAUUACUUUCAGCAAAAAAUGGCACGUUUUGAGUUUGCGAAAAGGCAUGUGGAAGACUCCUACAAUGUAUGGAGCUCUGGUCUGAUGAGACUAAAAUUUUACUUUUCGGCCAUCAAAGAAAACGCUAUGUCUGGCGAAAACCCAACACAUCACAUCACCCAAAGAACACCAUCCCCACAGUGAAACAUGGUGGUGGCAGCAUCAUGCUGUGGGGAUGUUUUUCAGCAGCCGGGACUGGGAAACUGGUCAGAGUUGAGGGAAAGAUGGAUGGUGCUAAUUACAGGGAUAUUCUUGAGCAAAACCUGUACCACUCUGUGCGUGAUUUGACGCUAGGACCGAGGUUCACCUUCCAGCAGGACAAUGACCCCAAACACACUGCUAAAGCAACACUUGAGUGAUUUAAGGGGAAACAUGUAAAUGUGUUGGAAUGGCCUAGUCAAAGCCCAGACCUCAAUCCAAUAGAAAAUCUGUGGUCAGACUUAGAUUGCUGUUCACAAGCGCAAGCCAUCCAACUUGAAGGAGCUGGAGCAGUUUUGCAAUGAGGAAUGGGCAAAGAUCCAAGUGGUAAGAUGUGGCAAGCUCAUAGAGCCUUAUCCAAAGCGACUUGGAGCUGUGAUUAUCGUAAAAGGUGACUCUACAAAGUAUUGACUUUAGGUGGGUGAAUAGUUAUGCAUAUUUACUUUUUCUGUUAUUUUGUCCUAUUUGUUGUUUGCUUCACAAUAAAAAAGAAAAUCUUCAAAGUUGUGGGCAUGUUCUGUAAAUUAAAAAUGAUGCAAAUCCCCAAACAAUCCAUGUUAACACAAAAAAUGCCAAGGGGGUGAAUACUUUUGCAAGGCACUGUAUUCCACAUUCAUUUAUUAUAUAAAGAAAUCAAAAUUUAACAAUAGAAACGAGUAGGCCCUUGGCCCCUGGACCCUUCAAAGUGCAUUAAAAUGUGAACUUUAACUUUUCUCAAUCAGCGGGUUGGUCUUGCUGCGGCUGGUUCCGCCUCCACUGCUGAGAUAAUCAAUCUUGAUGAUCUCUGUCAUUCCAGUGCUUUCCCAUAGAAAAGCAUUGUGAGGCUAUGCAUCUCUAUGGGGAACGUUCAGUGACUACAUGCAAAGCAUGGAGACUCUAAAUGCAAGCAGCAAUGACACCAGAAACCCCUCUAGUGGCGGUCUAAGUGAUUGUCACUAACGGUGUAACUAGACCGCAAUGUAAAUACUGUUUUCUCAGGAAAGGCAGCGUUUACAUUGAAAAGCCUGCAGACACCAGAAUCACUGCAUUAAGCUGUUUGUAGUAACUUUAUUAUUAUUUUAUUUAUAUAGUGCUGUACAAUGGGUGGACUAACAGAUGUGUUACUGUACAUCCAGUUACAAUAACACGAGAGGUGGAGGGCCCAGCUACAGUGAGUUUACAUGUUAGAGGGAGUGGGGUAUAGUGUAACCCUGCUCAGUGAGUUUACAUGUUAGAGGGAGUGGGGUAUAGUGACACAGUAACAGAGGGAUUGACAGUGACAUGUUAGAGGGAGUGGGGUAUAGUGACAAGUAACAGGGAUUGAGGGCCUGCUCAGUGAGUUUACAUGUUAGAGGGAGUGGGGUAUAGUGACACAGUAACAGAGGGAUUGAGGGGCCUGCUCAGUGAGUUUACAUGUUAGAGGGAGUGGGGUAUAGUGACACAGUAACAGAGGGAUUGAGGGCCCUGCUACAUGUUGAGUGGGGUAUAGUGACAGUAACAGAGGGAUUGAGGGCCCUGCUCAGUGAGUUUACAUGUUAGAGGGAGUGGGGUAUAGUGACACAGUAACAGAGGGAUUGAGGGCCUGCUCAGUGAGUUUACAUGUUAGAGGGAGUGGGGUAUAGUGACACAGUAACAGAGGGAUUGAGGGCCCUGCUCAGUGAGUUUACAUGUUAGAGGGAGUGGGGUAUAGUGACACAGUAACAGAGGGAUUGAGGGCCUGCUCAGUGAGUUUACAUGUUAGAGGGAGUGGGGUAUAGUGACACAGUAACAGAGGGAUUGAGGGCCUGCUCAGUGAGUUUACAUGUUAGAGGGAGUGGGGUAUAGUGACACAGUAACAGAGGGAUUGAGGGGCCUGCUCAGUGAGUUUACAUGUUAGAGGGAGUGGGGUAUAGUGACACAGUAACAGAGGGAUUGAGGGCCCUGCUCAGUGAGUUUACAUGUUAGAGGGAGUGGGGUAUAGUGACACAGUAACAGAGGGAUUGAGGGCCUGCUCAGUGAGUUUACAUGUUAGAGGGAGUGGGGUAUAGUGACAGUAACAGAGGGAUUGAGGGCCUGCUCAGUGAGUUUACAUGUUAGAGGGAGUGGGGUAUAGUGACACAGUAACAGAGGGAUUGAGGCCCUGCUCAGUGAGUUUACAUGUUAGAGGGAGUGGGGUAUAGUGACACAGUAACAGAGGGAUUGAGGGCCCUGCUCAGUGAGUUUACAUGUUAGAGGGAGUGGGGUAUAGUGACACAGUAACAGAGGGAUUGAGGGCCUGCUCAGUGAGUUUACAUGUUAGAGGGAGUGGGGUAUAGUGACACAGUAACAGAGGGAUUGAGGGCCUGCUCAGUGAGUUUACAUGUUAGAGGGAGUGGGGUAUAGUGACACAGUAACAGAGGGAUUGAGGGCCUGCUCAGUGAGUUUACAUGUUAGAGGGAGUGGGGUAUAGUGACACAGUAACAGAGGGAUUGAGGGCCUGCUCAGUGAGUUUACAUGUUAGAGGGAGUGGGGUAUAGUGACACAGUAACAGAGGGAUUGAGGGCCUGCUCAGUGAGUUUACAUGUUAGAGGGAGUGGGGUAUAGUGACACAGUAACAGAGGGAUUGAGGGCCUGCUCAGUGAGUUUACAUGUUAGAGGGAGUGGGGUAUAGUGACACAGUAACAGAGGGAUUGAGGGCCCUGCUCAGUGAGUUUACAUGUUAGAGGGAGUGGGGUAUAGUGACACAGUAACAGAGGGAUUGAGGGCCCUGCUCAGUGAGUUUACAUGUUAGAGGGAGUGGGGUAUAGUGACACAGUAACAGAGGGAUUGAGGGCCCUGCUCAGUGAGUUUACAUGUUAGAGGGAGUGGGGUAUAGUGACAGUAACAGAGGGAUUGAGGGCCUGCUCAGUGAGUUUACAUGUUAGAGGGAGUGGGGUAUAGUGACACAGUAACAGAGGGAUUGAGGGCCUGCUCAGUGAGUUUACAUGUUAGAGGGAGUGGGGUAUAGUGAUACAGUAACAGAGGGAUUGAGGGCCUGCUCAGUGAGUUUACAUGUUAGAGGGAGUGGGGUAUAGUGACACAGUAACAGAGGGAUUGAGGGCCUGCUCAGUGAGUUUACAUGUUAGAGGGAGUGGGGUAUAGUGACACAGUAACAGAGGGAUUGAUGGCCUGCUCAGUGAGUUUACAUGUUAGAGGGAGUGGGGUAUAGUGACACAGUAACAGAGGGAUUGAGGGCCUGCUCAGUGAGUUUACAUGUUAGAGGGAGUGGGGUAUAGUGACACAGUAACAGAGGGAUUGAGGGCCUGCUCAGUGAGUUUACAUGUUAGAGGGAGUGGGGUAUAGUGACAGUAACAGAGGGAUUGAGGGCCCUGCUCAGUGAGUUUACAUGUUAGAGGGAGUGGGGUAUAGUGACACAGUAACAGAGGGAUUGAGGGUCAUGCUCAGUGAGUUUACAUGUUAGAGGGAGUGGGGUAUAGUGACACAAAGGGUAAAAGUAGGUUGUUGGCAAAGUAUUCACUGAGGGCUUAGUAGGUAAUUUUGACAGUUGCAGUAGAGGAGUCAUGGGGGGUGGGGGAUAAAAACCUGCUAACAGUUUAAAGGACCACCAUAGUGUACGUUUUCCUGGCACUAUAAUGCCCUGAGGGUGCCCCCACCCUCAGGGUCCCCCUCCCUCCAGGCUCUGGGGGGAGGAAGGGGUUAAACUUACCUCCUUCUCCAGCGCUGGGCUGAAGCACCACUUAUCGUACCAAAACUCUUGCAGGUAAAGCAGUUGUUGCUUGUUCUUGAAUCCUGGGGCUAUUUGCAUUGUGUUUGGCAUUUCCGAAAUCUUGUCCUCUUUCAGCAGCUCAGAGUGUGCUUGGUUUUGGUGGAAAAGUGUUGCGUCUGACCAAAGAGGACUUGGCCGCCUCAGUGGAGCAGGGCUAAGCCAGGAGAUGCAAUGAGGAUGUUCAGAGUUACCCCAACUACCAUGACCACUUUAGUGACUUUUGGCACAGCAAGAGUUACUAUUAACACAAAACAGUGAGAUUAAAAUAUUUAUUUAGUAUUUAUUUAUCCAUCUGUUGGAUAUAAAUAAGAAUACCCAAGGGUUGUGAUUUAUGCAAUUUUGGAUAAAUCAAAAAUUAUAUUAUAUAAAAAAAAGCACAUUAACAGAACCUACCAUGGCAACCAAUUUCCGUUCUGCAACAUUUAAUCUUUCCGUAGAGUGAUUCAGGAUGUCAUUUUUAUAUGAUGACUUGUAAAUCUGUUAUUAACCCAUGACACCAUGCCGGUCUCUUUUUUUUUUUAUUUUUUUUUUUUUUAGGAGAGCUUCACUUUGCAGGUGUCCUUGGUGGAUUUUCCCAUCACCCUUGUAGGAAUGGCUCUAAAGAAAAAAUCCAAUCUUUUUGGCCAGCGAUCGUUGGGGCGUCCAGAAGAGUACACCCUGCAAGUCAAUGGGAUGUUAGAAUACUUAUAUGGAGACUACCCUCUUUGCCAGUUUACAGUGAGUAUGCAGCUUUUUCUAUCUUCUGGGACAAGGGUGUAGGACACAAUAAAUGAUUUUGAAAACUCUUAAGGAAGACUGCUACUCAUCAGUACAGUCCAGGAGGCAAAGAGACUGCUUCUGUCCUGUGAAGGUCUUCAGAAAUAUUAAAGGGACACUAUAGUCACCAGAACAACUACAGCUUAUUGUAUGGUAUACAGCUUAUUGUAUGGUAUACAGCUUAUUGUAUGGUAUACAGCUUAAUGUAUAAUAUAAAGCUUAUUGUAUGAUAUACAGCUUAUUGUAUGAUAUACUGCUUAUUGUAUAAUAUACAGCUUAAUGUAGUUGUUCUGUGAGUAUAAUAGCUCCCUUCAGGCAUUUUCAUGUAAACACUGCCUUUUCAGAGAAAAAGCAGUGUUUAAAUUGCCCCUAGGGACACCAAGUGGCCACUCCUCAGAUGGAAAGGGGGGCGGGGCCAAACACCACUCCUCAGAUGGCCACUGGAGGUGCUUCCUGGAUCAGUGUUGCACAGUAGGCAGCCCUGCCGUUCAGAGUCCCCAGAGACACUGAAUUUUCCUCAUAGGGAUGCAUUGAUUUAAUGCGUCUCUAUGAUGAGGUGCUGAUUGGCCGAAACUGCAUUUCCCCCCCCCCCUUCCCCUUGCAUCCCCCCCUCUCCCCCCUUCCCCUUGCAGUUUUUAGCCAAUCCAAUACUUUCCCUGUGGGAAAGCAUUGGAUUGGCUAAAAAUCUGCCAUUUUGAUGUCACCAAGGGGGCGGUACAGUGCCUGCGGAUUCAUGGAGAGCUGAAAAGGUGAAUUUUAACCCAUUCUGAGGGGACUAAGGGGGUCAAACCACCAAAAUGGUGGGUUUUCACAAUAGGGUGUUUGUGUUCCUGACCCUAUAGUGAUCCUUUAAGGUAGAAUAGAAAAUAUUGAAAGUGUUUUGUGUGUUAAUUUAAUUUUUUUUAUUUCUUAUUUUACCUGAUUUUAGAUUAAACAUUUUAAGCUAAUAUGUAUGUGCAUUCUGACCUAAGUAAAUGUUAAUGUUUAAACUAUACAUUUCAAAACUUCAAUAAAAAUGUGAGAAAAAAACACAUUGUAGCAAACUGAACACAUUAUUGCAAAAUGUAAGCUUUAAAUUACUAAUUAAUCAUGUAGAACGGGCAGGUUUUGCAUGUUGUCCAACAUACGCACCAUCCCCUGCUUUUGCAAGGGGCCUUCCAGUGACACAGAUGGGCUUUAAUCCAUAUAUGAUUGUAGUGCUGAAGUAGCAGAAUUCAAGUGAAGGGACUGGCCAACAUUUGUAGACCUGUAAUUUUUAUGUAGUUACAUGCAGUAGAUGAGACUAAUUUGGCUAGAAUCUAAAGUGAUCCAUCGUGAACGAUCGGUUGGUUUAAAGCAGGCUUCCCCAAACUCCAGCUCUCCAGAUGUUGCUGAACUACAACUCCCAUGAUUUUCAGCCUAUCUAUUUCAUUCAAAGAAUCAUGGGAGUUGUAGUUCAGCAACAUCUGGAGGGCCGGAGUUUGGGGAAGCGUGCUUUAAAGGAUCACUAUAGGGUCAGGAACACAAACAUGUAUUCCUGACCCUAUAGUGCUACACCCACUAUUUAAGUGGCUUUCCCCCAACUCCCCCUAUAAAAGUUUUAAACUCCACUUAUUUCCAACGCCGCGCGGUUGCGCCAACUCUGCCCCUUUGUGACCUCAUCAAAAUGGGCGAUUUUAACCAAUCCAAUGCUGUCCCAUAGGCUAAAAUCGGCAAGGGGGCUGGGCCAAAUGCCAUUUUGGCCAAUCAGGACCUCCUCAUAGAGAUUCAUUGAAUCAAUGUAUCUCAAUGAGGAAAAUUCAGUGUCUCCAUGCCUACUGUGCAGCACUGAGCCAGGAAGCCCCACCAGUGGUCAUCUGAGGAGUGGCCUCUUGGAGGCAUCCAUAGGGGCAAUGUAAACACUCUGCCUUUUCUUUUAAAAUACAGUGUUUACAUGAAAAUGCCUGUAGGGAGCUAUUAUACUCUAAGCUGUAGUUGUCAUGGUGACUAUAGUGUCCCUUUAAUCUCUUGGUUUGCAACUUUCAUCCGGUUUAAUAAUCUGCUGGGUUUUUUUAUUGCAAGAGGUCAUUGGUCCUCUUGCAAUGACAUUUUCUGUUCCCACAGCAGACUAUGACAAUUCCUUUUUAUACUAUAAUUGAGGAUUAAACAUUAGUAGCUGAGCGUUUAUUGUGCACUAUAUAAAAUGUACUUUUUCAGGAGAGGCAUGUUCACAUCUGCCAUGAAGUAAAAUAUAGCGUACAAUCUUUUCACAACUGGUUAAAAGCAGAUUCCAAGGGUACCAAAUUUUGUUUAAAAAAAACACAGAUCAUAAUCACUGAUGGCAAAUGGCCUUAUCUACUAGAAAGAACUGUCAUUCUCUUGUCAUGUUUUUUUAAAGUUCUUGUAAGUCAUAACGAACAUACCUCACGUAAGUCUGCCUCUGAGUAAAGUAAUUUUUUUGGGCAAGUCUACAAUAAGCCAUGGUAGCGGCAUGCUUACUUACUGUAUUUUGUAAAAAAAAUCUCAUCGUAUAUUUUAUAUAAAAGACACUUUAAAAUCUUUAGAGCUGUGUUUUAUAGCUUGUGGUACCUUUUCUAUUUAUGUAUUUGUGUGUGUAGUGUUGUGUGUCUUUAUCUGUGCAUGUUAUUCUGGUGUAAACUCUGUUAAUGGAUGAGAUUUGUUCUGAUGGUUUUAUGUCUUUUCAGUACAUAAAACAAUGUCUGCUCCGGGGUUGCACACCCCACCUCACUCUAGUCUCUGUGACCUCCAUCUUGCCUGACCAACAGGCGUCGUCCACUACUUUGAGCUCCAAAUCGCGCCACAAACCCCCACCUCUGCCAAGUAAAAAGGUAAGAGAUUAAUGGCACUUGGCCUUGCAGAGCCCAAUCAUCGUAAACCCCAACAUUGUCCUCCCUUUAUGAGCUGUCUGUCACUCGCCCUUCAUAAACCUCAACGCUGCCCAGCCUAGAGAUUGAUUUGAUUUAUAAACUUCAAAUUAAGCGCAAAUAUCUCUCCUUCAGGUAAAAUUGUUUUUAAUUAUUUUCUUGUUUAGCAGCUUCACUCGUCACUGUGGAAACUAGACAGCCCCUUUUACAUCAACCUCCUUCACGCAAGCAAUAUAAAUGCAGAGGAAGGAUUGAAGGUUUGUACGUCUGUUUGGUUUUACUAACUGGAUGUGUUUAUCUGCUUCAGCGGAGGAUCUGUGAUCAUGGGGUAAAACUGAGAUUGCCUGACUGAUUUUAAAUGUUGGUGGAUGGAUGAUGCAGAAGUCAAAUUUCAAUAUUUGUGCCGCUAUAGAGUGGCUGCCAGUUGUUGUGAAGAUCCCAAAUCUUUAGUAAAACCUUUCCAGUACUGCUUGGGGAGAAAGGGGGGAAUACUAGGGGAUCACACCCAGAGAGUCAUAGGACCAGAACCACUUCCGCUCAGAACCACCAGUGUAAGACUAGGAGACCACGCCCAUAGAUUCAUAGGACCAGAACCACUUCUGCUCAGAACCACCAGUGUAAGACUAGGAGACCACGCCCAUAGAUUCAUAGGACCAGAACCACUUCUGCUCAGAACCACCAGUGUAAGACUAGGAGACCACGCCCAUAGAUUCAUAGGACCAGAACCACUUCUGCUCAGAACCACCAGUGUAAGACUAGGAGACCACGCCCAUAGAUUCAUAGGACCAGAACCACUUCUGCUCAGAACCACCAGUGUAAGACUAGGAGACCACGCCCAUAGAUUCAUAGGACCAGAACCACUUCUGCUCAGAACCACCAGUGUAAGACUAGGAGACCACGCCCAUAGAUUCAUAGGACCAGAACCACUUCUGCUCAGAACCACCAGUGUAAGACUAGGAGACCACGCCCAUAGAUUCAUAGGACCAGAACCACUUCUGCUCAGAACCACCAGUGUAAGACUAGGAGACCACGCCCAUAGAUUCAUAGGACCAGAACCACUUCUGCUCAGAACCACCAGUGUAAGACUAGGAGACCACGCCCAUAGAUUCAUAGGACCAGAACCACUUCUGCUCAGAACCACCAGUGUAAGACUAGGAGACCACGCCCAUAGAUUCAUAGGACCAGAACCACUUCUGCUCAGAACCACCAGUGUAAGACUAGGAGACCACGCCCAUAGAUUCAUAGGACCAGAACCACUUCUGCUCAGAACCACCAGUGUAAGACUAGGAGACCACGCCCAUAGAUUCAUAGGACCAGAACCACUUCUGCUCAGAACCACCAAUGUAAGACUAGGAGACCACGCCCAUAGAUUCAUAGGACCAGAACCACUUCUGCUCAGAACCACCAGUGUAAGACUAGGAGACCACGCUCAUAGAUUCAUAGGACCAGAACCACUUCUGCUCAGAACCACCAGUGUAAGACUAGGAGACUACGCCCAUAGAUUCAUAGGACCAGAACCACUUCUGCUCAGAACCACCAGUGUAAGACUAGGAGACCACUCCCAUAGAUUCAUAGGACCAAUACUAGUAUAAACGCUUCCUUCAUAUGUCAUUUUUCACAAUGUUUUUCUACUGGCUUAGAAUUUACUGAGAUAAUAGUCUUGCAUGCAGUGCUUUGCAUUUUGGCUGCAGUUCUGUCCAUUUUUUUUGCUUACUGACUGCUCUCUAUUGCCUAGAGCUCCAAUGGCAAUCUAGGAUUAGCUGUGACAGGUGUUGGAUACAUUGUAGCUUGAGCAGAGCUACCUGGGGGUAGCUGCAAAUGCCGGAGGAACUUUGUGCAUUUAGUUAUUUAUUUUCUGUUUAAAUCCUUAUAUAGUACAUAAAAACAUGUGCUGUGGACCAGUUUUAGACUGUAAUAUCCCUUUUUAGUUGUGGGAAUAAUUGACAAUAUUUUUUCUUUUCUUCAUGUGAUCUGUCAUCCUGGCAUGGACGGUUUUCGGUGCACCCCUAAUUCACUAUUCUGCUUUCUCUCUUAGCUGGUGGUCCAGAGUGGUCUUUACCAUGGCAACGAACUCCUGUGCAAGACUGUGGAAAGCACGGAGGUACAAGCGUCCUCCGAUCCGGUUUGGCAGCAAAAGCUGGAGUUUGACAUCUCGAUGUCCGAUCUUCCCCGCAUGACGAGGCUCAGUCUGGUUCUCUAUGCCGUUGAAAAGUCAAAAAGGGUCCGAUCGACCAGGAGAAAACCCAAAAAAGGAGUGAGUAUUUUCAGGUUUCCUCUAGUAAGUAAGACCCAUAGCAUCUUUUGCAAGCAAGGGACUUCCAUUUACUAAUUUUUUACUUUUUCUUUUCCUCUCCCCAUCCUCCUUGUGGAUAGGAUUACCCCAUCGCCUGGGUGAACAUCAUGGUUUUUGAUUACAAGGACAUGCUGAAGUCUGGGGAAUACUCUCUGUGCAUGUGGUCCUCCUUUCCAGGUAAUAUCCCAGACAGACUAGUCCAUUUAGAGAAAACUGAACGUACUGUAAUGCAACUCCCAUCACCUGCAGUCACCGACAAUCUGUUGGGGAGUGAGGAGAGUAGCAGUCUAGCCACUUCCUGAGAAUGCAGGUUGCCCAGCGUGUUUUAGAAUAUAGAAAGUCGUGACCUCUGUUAUAACUAGAUUCCAUUUAGGCCGUAAGAUGCUCUAUAUCCUUGUCGUCCGCAUGGGAAUCUGCCACUUGAGUGCAACCUAUAUCUGUGACACAAUAUAAGAUGUAGCACUACUUCUAUUGAGGAAAAGCUGAAGCCCCCUUUUGUGUGGAUUUUUGUUUUCUGUAUAUUGGAUAAAGGCUGUUGAAGAGGAGCCAUAAAUGGUUUGCUGCCACCAUCCAUGCAACCCAUGUUGGCAAGUUAUGUGUAUAUUGUUACAAUACUUCUAAGCAUUAUUUGGUUAUAUACAAAGUAUCACCUGCCAGGAACAUCUCCGUGGGCCCUUAAGGUGUACUAAAUGUCAAUCUCCUUCAAAAACACAUCCAUUCGCAUUCAAUGUUCUUAUGGCAGGUUUGAGGGCAGACGGCUAUACUCCACAAACAUUUCUUUAUCAUGUUAAAUGCAAAGGCAGCCAGUCUUGUUUAACACACAUUCUGUGACUACAGCAAAGCAAACCUUUUAAAAGUACCAGUCGCUGCGAGAGCCCUAUCUCUUCUGGUGGGCGUAUUAACUUCUAACAGAAUAUAAUGGGAAAAGAUCGAAGUCUGAACGAAUUUCCAGAACAGAACUGUCCCAUAGCUACCCCUAAGCAACAUGAGCCUAGGGAUUUUAAAUAUUAAGAUUUAAGGAGUUUUUCACUAAACCUAUUGUGCUGAGUGGCAAAAUGUGCAAUUUUGAAAUAAAUGGUUCAAUUCUGCUAUAAUCACAGCGUGGCUGUUUCAGUUCACUACUAUUCAGUAAAUAACCCUCAGUGUUUUUGUUUUUACAUAACGUGUUUGUGUGUUUGUGUGUGUGUGUGUUCUGUGCUGAUUUCCUGCUCUUGAGAUCCUUUUUGCUCUGUUUGUGGUAGUCCACAAAACCAAUGCUUCUAUAGAAGUGAACGCUCAAACAAUUACUCAGAAAAGCCACUACUGAAAACAAAGCAAAGCCUUUCGUACUCUGCUUAUGUGUCUGAUAUUUGUGUCACACAGGACUGAGUGUGGUGCCGUUCUAAUUGAUUCCUAGAGUGUUACAUACCCUGUGCAUUUAGAAGUAGAGUACUUUUAUAGACCGUAGUUAUCACACUAUGGCAAACAGGACCUUUCCUGCACGUGUGGGAUCUGUGGGGAUCAGAUUGUGAUGAUGAAUUUGAAUGAUAUUUCUAUUUAAGUGACUAAUAGGACUGCUAUAGAAUUGUCAUUUGAAUUUUGAUUUCUCUUUAUUUAUUGCUAAAGUCUUCCUUAUUUUCCAGAUGAGAAGGGGGAGUUGCUGAACCCAAUGGGCACUGUACAGGGUAACCCCAACACGGAGAGUGCAGCCACCCUGAGUAUCAGUUUUCCUUUGUACGACUAUUCAGUCUUUUACCCGUCUAUUGAGAAGGUAAAUUGUUAGACACUGCAACCGUACAUCACGACAAAUUAAAGUUCAAAGAAUAUUCCCAUAUUUUAUUUUUACUUUAUAAACCUUUCAAAUUCAAGGAAGAAUUUUUUUAUUUUUUUAUUACAUGUAUUCUCUUUAAUGACCUCAAUGGCAAAAACCCCUCCAAAUGCAGAACUGUUGAAGGACGGAUGUGAUGGUUCUUUAGAAGAUUUUAUCGAUCUACAAGUUAGACAUAUUGAUGAUUUUAUCUUUGUAACAUUCCAUGGACAAUUUGUGUGUAAUCCUCUCUAGACUGUAGGACAUACAUGAGAUCUGGUGAAAUGUCACUGGUUACUAUCCAGCCUAAAUAAUUUAUUUUUACCAAUAUAACGAAUAUUAAACUAAAGAUCAAUGGUUGGUAUAUGCAAUAAAAGCAUAGUAACAGACAAGAAAAUUUUAUACACCAUUGUGUAGCAAGGAAAAAUUAACCCCAUAUGAGAAACAAAUGUAAGGCUCACUACAUAGAUUGCAUAAUCUAUAAUAUAGAGAUAUACAGGUUUUUUUUGUUUUUUUUUAUCUGCUAUUCUCCCCCCACCCCCUUCCAGACAUGGGACAUGGCCAUGGUGGCAGAUUCCCAUUCCCAAAAUCUUUUUUUUUCUUUUUUUUUUGUUCCGUUCAGUAAAAGGGUGGGCAGGGGGGGUUUAUGCAUUGUAUUUUGGCCAAUGUAUAUUUUUUCCAACAGUAAGUCUACACUGUGUGUAAUAAACCGUGAUGUUAUUAAUUUUCCUUUUAUUUUAUUUUUUAAUGUAUUUCUGCUUUACAGAUCCUGGAUCUGGGGGCACGGUGCAAUGAGGUUACAUAUCCAACCACUGAGGAGGUAAUUUUUUAUAACACAGCCUGGAGAAUUAACACAGACUUUUGCAAUUCCAACACAAUCCAAAGAUUCAAUUAAACAAAGUAGGGACAUCGUUGUCUUGGGGACAAAUUUGAGGUUGACAAAAGGAGUUCUGGCAUCACCUUUGUCCAAUCCCAGCUGCCAUCACAGGCGACAGCUCUGAGAUACAGACCUUCUUCCUUCAAGCCGGCUGUAGUGGUUAGGAUGCAAGGAGUACCCUAGCACAGUUUGCCAGUAAUGCGGAAAACCGUUUAGCAAUAUUUUCCCCUCAUACCUGGGUCUGUUUCUGGCACCAAAGCUCCCUAAUGGUCCGGUGAUGUACUUCUGGCUUUUGCAGAGCCGCGGCCAUUGACAUUCACUGGCUGAGAGUCCGCUGACCCCUCUCAGCUAUUGAAUGCAAUGAAAGUUGCACAGAAUUGACAUUAGCCAGCCCAACACCCCAGUGAGGCUGCCAGAGUUGGUGUUGCUACUCCGCAGCGGUGGGGUUAUAGCGAAAUGCUGCACAGAGACUGCAGGCACCAUAGCCUCUUCAAAUCACUGUAGUGCUUACAAUAACUUGUUAAUGAACAUUCUCUUCUGUUAAGAUGACUUUGUGCAGGGAAUGCAUUGCUUUGGUGGAGCAAAUGCUAGCCUGUCUCUGUGCCCUGGUCCAUAUAUUAAUAUGAAGUGGAAUUUGCACGCAUUGCCCAGAAAAUUGAAUUAAUUGGAGUCUCUUACAAAAUGACAAACCGCAUGUUUCAUCCUUUUUUUUAAAUUUUUUUUUUUUUUCCUUCUUGCAAGCAGCAGAUACAGCUGCACGAGAUCUUAGAACGCAAAGGACAUUCUGAGUUAUACGAACACGAGAAAGAUCUGGUGUGGAAACUGCGUCAUGAGAUCAAAGAUCGUUACCCAGAAGCCCUCUCUAAAGUGCUGCUUGUCACCAAGUGGAACCGACACGACGAUGUGGCACAGGUUAGAUCUUUGUGGUACUGCUAAACUGUAACUUAUAUUUGUAUAUAUGGUUUUGUCAAUAAUAGAGUAUCCUUUAUAAUUUAUAGUGUGCUAUAUAGCUAAAAUGUCAACUUGUCCCUGCCAACUGAUCCAGCUAAUGGUCAGAACCAAUAUGUAUGACUCGCACAUUUUCUCUCUGUUCUGAGAAAUUAUAUCCUUUGUAGAUGAGGUCUCCCUUUAGCCACAGUAUUAACUCAUUUUUGUGAAUUUGCUCCCCCAAGACGUAAGUGUGGAUAUCCAAGCAAAAAAUACCAGCACAUACAUAAAAAAAUGUGUCCAUUUAUUCAGGUGCCCAAAGUGUAGGUUUCAUAUUUGUUUGUGGUUGGCUUGGCUACUUUAGUCAUGUGACCUGGAGUUAAUUAUGUAAGCCUCUUUCUAAUUUCCUGUAUAAGGAUAUCUAUUGAUCACAAUGUGUAUUGUAUUGGCUUGAUAAAGACCCUGUAUAAAUGGAUACUCAUUUUUAAGGAUGUUCUGGAAUUUCUUGCUAUACUACUUAAGACUAUAUACUGAUUUGGGAGGAAGCGGAUUCCCUGCACCCUUGUAUGAGUGGUAGCAGCUGUUCCAAUUCUGUAUUGUGAGUGAUUGUGGGUUUCGUGAAAAUGUUCAAUCAUGUCAUCACUGCACUUUACAUGAACAAAAUGAAAAAAAAAAAAAUGGUUCACACAGUUAUUCCAUGUUGGGCACCCCGACCUCUUCUUGUGUCUCCAACAGAUGCUGUAUUUAUUGCAAAACUGGCCUGAGCUUCCUGUUCUCAUAGCCCUAGAACUUUUAGACUUUAACUUUCCUGAUCGCUACGUGGGUACUUUCACCAUCAACUGCCUGAAGAAACUCACGUGAGUAUUUAUUUGUUUGUGUGGGAUGGGUGGCUGAUGUCUGCUGGUCAAGGGGGGACAACUAAUGCGCUCUGCUCAUAUGUCCUUUUCAGGAACGAGGAUUUGUGCCACUACCUCCUUCAGUUGGUGCAGGUUCUAAAGUACGAGUCUUAUUUAGACUGUGAAUUAACAAAGUUUCUUCUGGAAAGAUCCAUAAUCCACCGAAAGAUUGGACACUUCCUCUUUUGGCAUCUUCGGUAAAGUAGAAAACAACCAGAUCUGUGGAAAUUAUUUUGGUCAAAUUGGGACAGUCAAAGUUACAAUUUCACAUUUUUAGAAUGUAAAACUUUUAUUGUAAUUUUUGGAUAUGAAUCGGUUUUCCACAAGGCCAGAAAGGAGGGUUAAUCUUUUCUUACAUAGAACCGGUGUAGUUUGCGUUAAAAUGUAUUUCUCAUGAGACACGAUGACUGUUCCAAUUACUUGUCUAAUUACCAGAUUUUACUAUUAACAUGAUGUAAAGUCAUGAUUUUAUUAAUGACUUGGAGGCGAGUGUUAUGUGUUCUUUCUUUAUUUACUCCGAGCUUCAAGGAAGGAAGUAUCCGAGAAUCAUAGAAAAAACUUUCGAUAGCAUAGUAAUACUGACACCAAUCAGGAUCCAAUACUAUACAUAUGUGUGUAGUGCUCCUGGACUCAUCCUCUUUCUCAUUCAAACUCUCAAAACAAACACACAUCCGGAAAUUCAACGAGGAAAAACAACUUCAGCUGCCAACUCUUGAAGGUGUAUUCAAGCUAGAAGAGAAGAAAAUAUAUGGUAAUAUCGAAAGCUUGCGAUGCUUAGACCACUACUAUCAAACUAGUCAACCAUGUUAUUCAAUCGAUAUAAGUAUCAUAUAAGUUAUAUUUAUCGGGUGCACUACCUACCUGCGUGCCAUGCAUGACAUUUGUACUUACCAUGUCGUACCAGCCAAAAGGCCCAAUAAAUUACCUGUAAAUUAACCACCAACACGGGUAGUGUGGGUGGGAAUAAUACUCGCCUCCGUGUCAUUAAUAAAAUCGUGACUUUACGUCAUGUUAAUAGUAAAAUCUGGUAAUUUUAUUAUAGACACGGAGGCUCCUAUUAUGCUAUUUUAAAGCUGAGCAACCAUCAUACUGGAAAUGCGUUGCACCGGGCGAAAAUAUAAAUUACGAAAUGUAGAUUCAAUCGACCUAUCAGCCGCUCGUAGGAUGUCUUCUAAUCUACAACCUAUCGUGGAAACCAUAGCCCCACAAAUGGAGUGGGAAAAAAAAAAUCGAAUUGUCUAUGCCUGCAACGCCCAAUAACCACUUGAUCCAACGAGCUAAAGUAGGAGUAGAUGCGGCACUCGAAAGAAGAUGAAUAAUGGAUGGAGUUGAUUUGAACAGAGCGAGAUCGUACGGCGUUCGUAUUCCUUAAGACCUACUGGGCACAGGUUUGGGUUGUCUGGAAAUGACUGGUAAAAUAAACCUCCUUAGUCGAGGGUUUCGUCCUAUGUGAAAGAUUAAAGGAUACUCCGUUCAGAACAAAAACGCGUGCUUGCUAGUCCAAUGCUCUGACAUCAGCAACACGUUUACAUAAACGUAAACAAAACAGCAUCAACAGCUUGACCGAUAAUUGUUUAAGAGAAAGUUUGUGAUUCAAGGACCAAGACUCGAGAAAAUAAAAAAAUUAAAUUAACAUCCCAAAAAAAUAUCGAGCUGAGGGGGUCGAGAAAAACUGAUGAAUUUAAGCAAACAGAUGAGGUCAUGUUUACCUAUUGGAGUACCAUCCAAACCAAUAUGUCUUGCAGAUAUAGCUGAUCUGUACAGGUUUAUAGUACAAAAAGCUUUUCCCUCUUCGAAGAGCGGAGUCAGAAAGUCACUUUCUCCAAGCCAACCUGUAGGAACAUCUGGUGCCCAAGCCUCUGCCAGGAGAUUGAGUGUCUGCAAAACAUUCUCGAGAUUCCAUGAUCUCCUGAAAUGAGCCAUGGCAUCAGAUGAAGUAGACCCUGGUCUAUCAACUCGUGAUGAACUCCCUCUGGAUUGGUCAGAAGGUAGGACAUGUCCGGCAAUAUACGUGGAAAGUCUAUCGACAUUUCCAAUAAUUGUGGGAAGCAAGGUUGCGACCUCCAUAUCGGACUUUAGAAUCAGGGUCCCUUUGGAGUAUCGAAGGAAUGCGAGGGUCCGAGAGAUGAAGUUGAAAGGUGGAAACGCGUGAUUCCUCCCCUUGGUCCAGUCUUGUUAGAAUGCAUCUGUCGCCAGAGCAUCUGAGUCCGGUCUCUAACUGAAAAACCGAGGGAGUUGGGCAUUCAGCUGAAAUGCGAAGAGAUCUAUGUGGAGAAGCCUCCAAAGUCGAGAGAGACAUUGGAAAAUUGUUGGGCGGAGGUGCCAAUCCCCUAAAUCUCGAAGGUAUUGAUUUCCAAUCCGCCGUUGCAUUGUCUCGUCCUGGGAUAUAUGCUGUGCUUCAGACAAUGCCAAAAAUCUCAAGCCAUUACUGCUGUAACUUUCGAUUUUAAUUACUCCUAGUUGGUUGAUAUAAUGUACCGCUGAGACGUUGUCCAUCUUGAUUAGGAUAGAGCAUGAGAUGCCUGAGGGAGUCAUGCUGCGAAUGGCAAAGGAUGCCGCUAGCAGUUCUAGACAGUUGAUGUGUAGCAACGUUUCUUCGUAGGACCAUCUGCCACCAAUGGAACCUGUCCCGCAAUGUGCACCCCAGCAGUGUAAGCUGGUGUAGACCCAAAUAUUGCCCGUCAGUUCCACGCCUCCAUGUGGGCUAGCAAGCAUGUCAUCUCCUCUCUGGAGUCCUCGUCCAGUGUAACACAGGUUUCGUAAGAGUGUCCGGAACACAGAUACGAAGCUUUGUGGCAUUGUAGGGCAUGAUAAUGUAACGGGCCCAGGAAGAUAGCUUGUAUGGACGAUGCCAAUAGUCCUAUGAUCCUCGCAAGUUGUCUGAGGGAAAUGGUCAUACGAUGCAUAAGUCAUCUGAACUCUUUCUUGAUUGAAAUCCUUUUGUCUUUGGGUAGACACAACCUCUGUUGUACAGAGUCCACCUGAAAUCCCAGAAAUUCUAUGCAUUGGGAGGGUAGAAGGACUGAUUUCUCCCAAUUCACCAAGAAUCCUAAGUUUUGGAGGAGGUGGGUCGUCAAAGACAGGUGAACACUUAGUUGGGAUAGAGACUGAGGAAGAAGAAGAAGUAUAUCAUCCAGGUAAACGAUUAAUCUGAUGCCUUUUGUGCAUAGGAAGGCAAUCACCAGCUUCAGUACCUCUUGUGAGGCACCAUGGGGCAGAGGACAGGCCAAAUGGUAGACCUACAAAUCUCUACUUUGUUCCUCACCACUGAAACUGCAGUAGGUUUUGAUGUGCUUCCGCGACAGAGAUUGUCCGAUAAGCAUCCCGUUAGACCAUCCAAUCUGAUGGUAGCAGGAUGUCCCGAAGGCAAUGUAUACCCUCAAUUUUGAAGUGGUGGUACUAUAUAAAAGCAUUUAGGGGUCAGAGACUGAUUAUUGGGUUGAAACUGGUUGCUUACAAACACUUCUGUGUCCCACGGAAUUUGUCGAAUAGCGUGUUUUGAUGCCAAAUCUGCGAUCUCUGCCAAGAUAAGUGUGGUGUUCAUCGGGCAUGUUCAGCUCUCGAGGGAACUGCACCUGAAUAAGGUGAGAGACUAGCUCCAACUGAUACCCCUUUAUCGUAUUCCAUACCCAAACAUCUGAGGUUAGGAGUUUCCAAGCAUGAUAAAACAGUGCCAAUCUGCCCCCCACUUUUACAUGGGGAAAAACAGAGCUAAUCGGUACUCACCAUAAGGCUGAGACUGACGUCUGCGGCCGUUACAGGGGUGUCCACGAGAUGGGAAGAACUGGGUAUAAUUUCGUUCCAGCACCAGUCUCUGGGUAUUAAAGGAACCUCUGCCGGCUCUGAAUGAGCCCCGAAAACCACGGCCGGAUAGACUGCUCCUACCUUUACCGGCCCCUUCAAAAAAAAAAAACAGAUCCUUAAUAAAGGAUUUGCCAAAGAGUAAGAAUUUUGCAGCUGGCCCAGCUCAUUGGAUGCCAUACUGACCAGUUUGGGCUCAAUUUUCAGAAGUAUCGCUUUGCGACGUUCGGUUGACAUAGCUGUAUUGGCAUUACCCACCAUGCAGACAAACCUCUGCAACCAACCUUUUGUUACGUCAAAGUCGCUCUCACCUGAUUGGGCGGAUUCCACCAGUAAAUAGAGCAUCGAGAUGGGCCUCAGGGUGUCCAGGAACUUGUCCUGGCAGUUCCGAAGGGAAAAGCCUAGGCCUUUCCUUGAUUUCCAACCUGACCUAUUCAAGAAUUUGACCGACUGAGGGUCCAAGUCAGGGGUUUUCCCCACUGAGUCUGGAAGGAUUGGCCGCGGGCAUUCUACCCGUAGCUUGCUACGCCCCUCCUUGGACAAAGGUUUCCGCACUCUUAGCGCGAGGUAUCUUGCGAUGUUCUCAGGAGGCUCCCAUUCCGCUGAGCAAGGGUGACGCAGGUCAUCUGGGUAAAACCGGUUACUCUAGGGUACUGAAGACCGCUGCUCUUGCCCAUACCAGUAGGCUCAGAGCCCUGAGCCGUAACCUUCCUGGUCGCAUUGAUUGGUUUCACAUCAGACCCAGAAUUGGAAUUGUUCUCAUAAUAUUGAUCCAUAUAUGGAUCAUCAUAUUCUUUAUCAUCAUAUCCUUCAAACUCUGGUCCAAAUCUGACAAGUCCUCGUGGUCACGUGUCUGCUUCCAUGAUCAGCCCGUCCAGGGGCUCUUUUGCGUGGUGGUAUCGCACCCGUCUCGACAGCAUGAGGCAUGUCAUUCAAUACAGGCCGAACCUGAAGUUCUGGAGGGGAAAUAGUAUGUCUGCUUUUAACCAAAGCUUUGUGGCCUGGUUGUGCCACAUUAGUGGUUCCCGUAUUUUGUGUGUUCUGAGGGCCACUACCCGGAGUCUGCGGCAACGCUUGGGUUAUUGUGUGUGAUAGAGGGCGACAUUACCCCCAUCGCGGAGUCCAAAGCCUUGUUGAUGGAUUGCGCCAUGGUAGAAACAAGGAAGGAUUGAAAUUCCUCCGAUUUAACAUGAGGCUGGCGUCAUCCUUACUACCCCUGCCUGAAGGGGAAACCCCCGGUGUGGGACACACUGAACCGCAGGUCUCUGUUUGAUCCUACAUCGUAGCAUUUCAAUCACUAUCUGCCCACAGGGAAAGAUACUUUCAAUCACAAUCUGGGUCGAAUUACUAGGCCCAAUAAACCAAUGCUGCUAGCAGAUAGCUGAAGGGUUAAAUAACAGUACCCAUAGUGUUAAGGAAAAAAAUCCUUGCUAAAAGGACAAAAAGGUGUCCGGAUUGAGUAAUCCUCCACACCAACACUCACAUUUGAACAGCAAUAAUACACAGUAUGGUUCUGGGAGUGCGCCAGGAGGGUAGGAGAAGCAGUUAUCCACCUUUGACAAUGAUCCACUGACAUUCCCACCGAAAAACUCAAAUCAAAAUGGCCGCCGUGAGUGACGUAUACACUCGCGGCGACCAACCAAAAAGAUGGCCGGCGCGAACUGUGCAUGCGCGACAGGUCAAAAUGGAAAACUGUCCAGCUGUGGGUCUGACCAUGCAGGGAAGGGAAUAAGUGGGGAAAAAUAAAAAGAAGCCAAUAUGUGAGCGCUAAAAAUCCCAUACAGAUGAUAUGGCAGCGUUUACAAAAUACAAUACACAAAAAUGUGAAAAGCAGAACAAUAAUUACCACAAAAACGCGCUAAAUAAAUCUGUAAAUAUAAAGAAAAACAAAUAAUGGUGCAGACCAUCUGGCAAUGGUAAUAUGGAAGGAAGAGUUAUAGGAAAUAAACUCACAUGUCCCAGAGCCCUAUCACCCCUGGCUCUGGGUUUGUAAGGCUUCUUGGAAGAGGGGAUAUCCCCACACUGCAGAAUGAUCCAAAGGAUAUAUCCACUGGUGAUUCCGUUAAACUGUGUGUAAAAGAGAAGGGCAGGACCUCCAAUUGAAUAAUAUCACAAUUCGAUUUAUUGUUUAAAAAAAGUAAAAACCCUUACUUUGAAUGUGGUGGGUAUAAACUCGCAGAGUCACCCACAUAAAAGCAUAAAACAGAUAUACACGAAAAACGCUUCCUGGUUGUAGUCCGGUCACGUGAUCGCUUCCGGGUCCGCCCUCCAAUGACGUCUGUGUGAAGCGUUUCGCCCGCCUCCACAGGCUUCCUCCGACGACGUCAGGGGGUUCCAGUCAUCCUUUUAAGUUCAUAGUGCCGCCCUCCUCUCAUUCCAUUGGCCGGGGGGCGUGGUUUCGCACAAUCUUUUUUUUUUUUCUCAAUCAUUAUUCAUCAAACAUUCAACUGCACAUAUGUGGAUUGCAUUCCACUGCGAUAGACUUAACCCCUUAUAACAACCAAACCACACUUAGGGGCAGAUUGAUUAUAUUCUAACACACACUAAAAACUCCAGAGAUAGGGAUGGAGUGUUUUUAAAAUAAGUAUUUGCAUUGUCUGUUCUAGAUGAUAUUAUAUGUACAAAUGCCAUCCUUUUUGGAACUAAUUUUAUGUAAGGUCCUGUUUCAUGUCUAAAGAUAUAGUUUAAUGAGGUUAGAAAAUCCCAUUAGGAUUACCAUGCCGAAUAGUCUGGAUAUGUCUCAUAUAUACAUUUGAAAUAUAAGUUGCUUAGAGUAGUAACUAUGAUGAAUAGCACUCUGGAGUUUUUAGUGUGUGUUAGAAUAUAAUCAAUCUGCCCCUAAGUGUGGUUUGGUUGUUAUAAGGGGUUAAGUCUAUCGCAGUGGAAUGCAAUCCACAUAUGUGCAGUUGAAUGUUUGAUGAAUAAUGAUUGAGAAAAAAAAAAAAGAUUGUGCGAAACCACGCCCCCCGGCCAAUGGAAUGAGAGGAGGGCGGCACUAUGAACUUAAAAGGAUGACUGGAACCCCCUGACGUCGUCGGAGGAAGCCUGUGGAGGCGGGCGAAACGCUUCACACAGACGUCAUUGGAGGGCGGACCCGGAAGCGAUCACGUGACCGGACUACAACCAGGAAGCGUUUUUCGUGUAUAUCUGUUUUAUGCUUUUAUGUGGGUGACUCUGCGAGUUUAUACCCACCACAUUCAAAGUAAGGGUUUUUACUUUUUUUAAACAAUAAAUCGAAUUGUGAUAUUAUUCAAUUGGAGGUCCUGCCCUUCUCUUUUACACACAGUUUAACGGAAUCACCAGUGGAUAUAUCCUUUGGAUCAUUCUGCAGUGUGGGGAUAUCCCCUCUUCCAAGAAGCCUUACAAACCCAGAGCCAGGGGUGAUAGGGCUCUGGGACAUGUGAGUUUAUUUCCUAAGUGGGGAAAAAUACCCAGAAGUAUGGGGCAGGAGUGAAAAGGGUCCCAUAGACACUAAUAGGCAGCACUCCCAGACACCAGCAGGACUUUAUAAACCGCAGUAAUUAGUGAGCAAUAAAACAUUACUCCAUACAUAAAUCUACACAAAGAAAUACACACACACACACACACACACACACGUGUGUGUAUCUAUAUCCCUCUAUCACUCAAGGAUUAGCAAGAGAUGGAGUACUUAACGGGUCUGAGGGAGCAGCAAGAAAGAGGUGUCAAGGAGCACCCCACCCAUAUGGACCGUAUUGGAUCCUGAUUGGUGCCAGUGUUACUAUGCUAUCGUUAUGUUUUGGUUUUUUUUUUCUAUGAUUCUCUCAUACUUCCUUGCUGCUGGGAGUAAAUAAAUAAAGAGAAAGCAUAAUACUCGCCCCCAUGUCCAGUAAUAAAAUUGCAUUUUAUGGUGUAGCACAGAUCAGGGCUGCAUGAAAGACAUUAGAAAGAGUCUGGGGCAUUUUCUUUGUCUUAAUACCUUUCUAUGUCCGAGGAACAAUGUAAAAGCUAGCCACAUGUGUUAAAACAGCAUUCUGACCUUGUCUCUGGGAUGGUUCCAUUCACUGAAGGUUUUUUCCAAAUGUUUAUGGCCUUUAUUUGUUCCUCCAGGUCAGAGAUGCAUGUUCCUGCUGUGUCUGUGCGCUUCGGACUCAUUCUUGAGGCCUAUUGCCGGGGCAGUAAUUACCACAUGAAGGUGCUUAUGAAGCAGGUAAGAAAUUCAGGUUACUUCUUUUGUCUUUGAAGAACUUUUUAUACUGGUUGUGUGUAGAAUGAAGUCAUUUUUCUGCUUUUUAUUGCUGUGAUGGGCUGUUUGAGGUACCGCUAGGUAAGGGCCAUACACUGCCAAAUUAUGUUAGAACUGAACACUUUAUGCUUUGCUCCACAGUUGGUUCCUGUGCAAUAGAUGGGCAAAUAUUGUACAAAAAAAGCGUUUUUGGUUUACUUUUUUGGUUUAUUUUUUUAUGAAGCGCUGUUCUAAAAGUAGAGCAAUUAGUAGGAAUAGUCCAUUGUAACAGCUCCACAUUUACCAGUUUAUAACAAUUCUGUGGGAAUUUUGAAACCGUCUUUUAAAGGUCCUCUCUCUCACCUUCCGCAUGAUUAAAACAAAUAUGUAUAUAAAUCAAACCUGUUUACGUUUGUAUCAAAAACUGUCUAGAUCUUCUGAAUCCAUGUGACCAAUCAGGUUUUCUUGGCUGAUGAUGGGUUUGUUCUGUACUUGUCUCCAUGAGCAAUGGCUCUUCAUCGGCUGUGUUCAAACCAUGCACUAUCUGACGGUUACUCAGAAGGGGCUUGAUAUUAAGAUCAGAACAUGCUUUCUUAUCCCAAAACCUUGUGCUUUCAUAGGGGGAGGCUCUGACCAAAUUAAAGGGUCUGAAUGAUUUUGUGAGGUCCAGCGUACAAAAGACCGGGAAACCAAUGGCAAAGGAAGCCAUGCAUGCGUGUCUAAAGCAGGAGAGCUACAGGGAUGCCCUGUCACACAUCUACUCUCCACUGGACCCCAACCUGAUCUUAACAGAUGUGUGGUAAGUACAGAGCCUGUACGGAAAUGAGGUGUUUUUUAUUUUUUUGCAAGUAUUUAUCCAUUUUCUGUUUAAAUAUCUGUAUGGCCUCUGAGAAAACCACCUCUUCAGGCAGAUAAUUCCACAUCCUGAUAGUUCCUACUGUUUUCUUUCUGUAUCAUUAAGAAUGGGAUUACAUGUCUAGUAGAUAAAGGAAGUAAUAUUAAUCAUGACGGGAAGAUAUUGUUUGUAUAUUGACCCUCUUCAGUCUGGCUUCCGCCCUCUCCACUCUACUGAGACUGCUCUUAUCAAACUUACUAAUUACCUAAUCGCAGCUUAAUCCAAAGGCCGCUACGCCAUACUAGUAAUUCUUGACCUCUCUGCUGCCUUCAACACCGUUGAUCAGUCUCUCCUUCUUCAAACCUUUCAAUCACUGCCUCUCUUGGCAAACUUAUUGCCUCAUUUGGAUUCCACUACUACUUGUAAGCUGAUGACACCCAGAUACAUCUCUCCUCCCCAGACCUUUCCCCUGCCGUCCCGCAAUGUGUCACUGCUUGCCUUUCCUCCAUCUCUGACUGGAUGUCCUCCCACUUUCUAAAACUAAAUCUCUCUAAAACUGAACUCUUUGUAUUUCCUCUUAAUACCGAUCCUCUUCUUUGGCUCUCCCUUGAAGUGAGUGGUACCCACAUCAGUCACUCUUUGCAAGUGCACUGUCUUGGUGUCAUACUUGAUUCUAGCCUCACAUCCAGCAUGUUACCAAAUUUGUACAUUCCAUCUUAAAAACAUAGCCCGCAUCCGUCCCUUUCCUAUGCAAGAUGCUACUAAGGAGUUUGUCCAUGCUCUAGUAAUUUCCCGCAUGGAUUAUUGUAACCUUCUCCUGAUUGGUUUUCCCAAAAGCCAUAUUGCCCCGCUACAGUCUGUAAUGAAUGCUGCCGCCAGACUGAUUUUUUUUUUUUUUCUCUCUAGUCGGUCCUCUCUCACCUCAUCCCUGUCAGUCCUUACCUUGGCUUCCUGUAUCCUAUAGGAGACAAUUCAUAGUGCUAACCCAUACCUAUAAGGCACUGAACAAUUCUAGCCCCUCUUAGAUCUCUUCUCAGAUCCCUAGGUAUGCCCAUUCUCGCUCUCUCCGCUCUGCCCAUGACCUCCUGUCUGCUGCUCACACCCGGACGGCCAACUCUUCUUGCGGGUGGUUCCUUUCCUAUGGAAUAGCCUGCCUACCACCAUCAGACUCUUCCAUAGUCUUCAAUCAUUUAAUAAGUGCCUUAGAACCCAUCUCUUUAGGAAAGCUUAUGGCCUCCCAGACUAACCUCUACCUCACAUACCUGUCUCUUGCGCUCUCCUAAAGGGCAGUGCACUCUACUCUCUCCUCCAGCUCUGCCUCACUCCCACCUUAUUUGAUUGCCAUUUCCUGUCCUAAUGUGUUUUAUACCCCACCUCCUGUAGACUGUAAGCUCGUUUGAGCAGGGCCCUCUUCAACCUAUUGUGUAAGUUUUCUUGUAAUUGUCUUAUUUAUAGCUAAAUCCUCCCUCUUUUAAUAUUGUAAAGCGCUCCGGAAUCUGUUGGUGCAAUGUAAAUGGCGAUAAUAACAUAUUGUAAUUUGGCAUGAGUUAUAGGAUUUUGAAGGCUACCCAUAAAGCUUGCUAAGCAUAAUGGCAAAUGUAGUUCACAAAGAUCUUCAAUGUCAAGACUUUCCAUUAUUGAAUUAAAAGGGCUCAAAAGGCUGGAAAAGACCCACUUUUUUAUGUAUUGUGUGUAUAUAUAAUGUAUUUACAAAAAAGAUACUCCACACAUUGCGUCUUCAGCCGUGAGGGCGAAAGAUGGCGCUUUAAGAAAUGUUAAUUUCACAUCUUUCAUUAUAGACCAAUACAAAUAAUAGUUGAUGUUAAAAAGGCAUCCUAUAGGGUAGGGAUUGACCUACGGGGGGUUGGGGGUGGGGGGAGACACUAUGGGACUGGGGGGAGGGGUUAAGGAACACUAUGGGGGAGGUGGAGUUGGUGAGGAACUGGGGGGGGAGAGGAACAUUAAGGGAGGACACUAAGGUACAGGGGAGGGAAGGGAAAAGGAACACAGGGGUGGGGGGGGGGUAACCACUAAAAGAGAAUGGAGAGGAACAUUAAGGGGAAUGGGGGGGGAAUUCCUACCGCACAUUUACUCACAAACACACUGAAUCCACUACACACACACAUUCUUGAAAACCUAAAAAAAAAAUCUGGCUGGCAUAUGUACAGAAAAUGUACAGAAUAUCGGUAUCAGCUGUCGAAACCCUACUAUAGCGCAUGGACACGAAGAUUUUUAGGGUAACCCAAAGUCUGCCAGAGUUACACAGGCCCCCCCCACCAGUGCAUGCACAAGCGUGCCGGGAAUUCUCUGAAAGGUGGGUAUGCAAGAGGAGUGACAAUACUACUUUAAAUAAAACUGUUCCUUUCUUAAAAUAGAUACCUUGUCUGAUAAUAACAGAGAUAACAAACUGGCAGUUUUUUGAGACUUCUAUAACGUGUGCUCAGUUUUCUUCUCAAGGGCAGGAGUGUUGAAUUGUCAUUCGUUCCACAUGGUUCAUUUUGUGAAGUGUUUGGGUCCAUGGAGGCAAUCUUUAAUGUCUUAAAGUUGCAGAACAGAAUGCUGAAACUUCAUGAAGAGAUGUUUUCUUAAUAGUAAAACUCCGUAAUCCUGUCUUCCUCUGCAGCGUGGAGCUUUGUACUUACAUGGAGUCCAAGAUGAAACCCCUUUGGAUUGUUUAUAAUAAUGAGCAAUCUGGGGGUAAACGUGUUGGGAUCAUGUUUAAGAAUGGCGAUGGUAAGAUGGCCUCUUCGUAGAACGGGGUACAUGAUACAUUGUUGCGAUGUGCAGACAAUUUGACUCACAGCAUGUUUUCUGAUUGGUGCAGAUCUUCGUCAGGACAUGCUGACCUUACAGAUGAUUAAACUGAUGGAUAUUUUGUGGAAAAGGGAAGGUUUGGAUCUCCGGUGAGUCAAUCAUUGUCCCUUUUAAUAUGUGUAUGGAAAGGAAGACGAUUGCUUGCAAUUUCCAUCCCUGAAUUCACUCUUCUGUUACUGAUCUAGAAGAACAUUUUAACCCCUUAAGACCGGAGGGCGUACUAUUACGCCCUAUUCUAAGCGGCUCUAAACGCCGCCGGGCGUAAUAGUACGUUCUCCAUUUUUUUCCUACUUACCCGGUCGCCGGCGAUCCCACGCCGGCGAUCGCGGUUCGAGGGUUUCACAGGGAGCCCCCCGCAGCACGUCCGACCCCCUGGAAGCCCCCCGGCCAUGUGAGAGUGGGGUCCUUGCGAGGACCCCACAAUCACAUGGCCGGGGGUAGCUGCCUCCUGCAUUGCCAGCAGGGGGGCUGCCUGUAAUGACAGGUGGUCCCCCUGCUGGCUGAAGAUAAAAUUAAAUUAAGUGUAUUAAAAAAAAUAAAUAAAAAUUAAAUAGUUAGAAUAUAUAUAUAUAUAUAUAUAUAUAUAUAUAUAGAUAGAUAGAUAGAUGGAUGGAUACACAUAUACAUACACACACGUACACAGUCUAGGUGUAUUUUACUAUUAAUAUAUAUAUAAUUAUAUAUAUUAUAUUAUAUCAAUAUCAAAUUACACGUAGACUGAUACUGAUUAAAUAUAUAUAUAAUUAUUGUUAUAAUAUAAAAAUAAAAAUGUAAAUACGUUAAAAAAUACAAUAAUUUUUUUUUUUUCAAUAAUAAUUAAAAAAUAUAUAGAUGUGUUAUUUCGUUCUAAUUGUAUUGUGAAAUUAAUAUAUAUAUAUUUAUAUCAAAAUACACGUAGAACGAAAUAAUAUAUAUACGUAUAUAUCACUUAUAUACCUAUAUAAAAAUAUUUUUAAAAAAUUAUAUAGAUAUAUAUACACAUACGUGUAUAUAUAUGUGUAUAUAUAUAUGUGUAUAUAUAUAUAUAUAUAUAUAUAUAUAUAUAUAUAUAUAUAUAAAUUCUACAUAUAUAUUUAUGUAAAUUUUUUUUCAUAAUUAGGCAUCUUAAUUAAUUACAAUUAGCGGGACCUGCCUGACAACCCAUGCCAAAAGUAAAGGGAAUUUAAUUUGCUAGCACUAUAUUUAACCCUAUAACUUUCCAAGACACCAUAAAACCUGUACAUGGGGGGUACUGUUCUACUCGGGAGACUUCGCUGAACACAAAUAUUAGUGUUUCAAAACAGUAAAGUGUAUUACAACGAUGAUAUCGCCAGUAAAAGUGACGUUUUUUGCAUUUUUCACGCACAAACAGCACUUACACGGACGAUAUUAUUGCUGCAAUACUUUUUACUGUUUUGAAACACAAAUAUUUGUGUUCAGCUAAGUCUCCCGAGUACAACAGUACCCCUCAUGUACAGGUUUUAUGGUGUUUUCAAAAGUUACAGCGUCAAAUAUAAGGCUUGCGUUUCAUUUUUUUCACAUUAAAAUUCGCAAGAUUGGUUACGUUGCCUUUGAGACCAUAUGGUAGCCCAAGAAUGAAAAUUACCCCUAUGAUGGCAUACCAUUUGCAAAAGUAGACAACCCAAGGUAUUGCAAACGGUAUGUCCAUUCUUUUUUAGUAGCUACUUAGUCACAAACACUGGCUAAAAUUGGUGUUUUUUGCAUUUUUCACACACAAACAAAUACUAACACUAACUUAGGCCAGUGUUUGUGACCAAAUGGCUACUAAAAAAGACUGGACAUACCCCGUUUGCAAUACCUUGGGUUGUCUACUAUUGCAAAUGGUAUGCCAUUAUGGGUGUAAAUUUCAUUCCUGGGCUACUAUACAGUCUCAAAGGCAACGUAGCUAAUCUGGCCAAUUUCAAAUGUAACGUGCUAUAUUUGACCCUGUAACUUCCCAAAACACCAUAAAACCUGUACAUAGGGGGUACUGUCGUACACGUGAGACUUUACUGAACACAAAUAUGUGUAUUUUAUUGCAGUAAAAGCAAAGAGUAUUAUGACAUUGACCGUUAAAAUGUCAUGUAGAACUAAAAACUUUUCUCCCAUUUUUUUUUUCAUAUUAAAUUAUGUUUCAUAGCUAAAUAUUUGAUAUUAAAUGAAAGCCCUGUUUCUCCUGAAUAAAAUGAUAUAUAAUAAGGGUGGGUGCAUUUACUAUGAAAGAGGUGAAUUACGGUUGGACAGACAUGUAGCGCAAAUGCCAGGUUUUGUUUACAUUUUGUUUUGUUCACAACGUGUACAUUUGGCUCCGUCCUUAAGGGGUUAAACUGGAGCAAGAAGAUGUGUUAAUAUUUCACAAAAGUAGUGCAAUGACCCAUUUGGUUAUUUACUAAAGUGUGGAUUUAAAUUUUUAGGGUAAGAAAAGCCAAAUUGGAAAAAUUCUCAAAGUCUGCUGUAUUGCCAUUUUGAUCUAAAAUGUGAAAUUCUCUUAGAAUUUCCACUUUCAUUUCACCCUUUAGUGAGUAAAACUUUUUUUCUGCUGUGGGGUAUUAACUUUGUCCAACAAUUUGUCGAUCAGUAGAAUGUAGGAAGCCUGACGAUAUCCCUUCUAAGGGUAACUAAUUGAAAUAACACACAGGAUCACCUGUCUUUAGAUGUAGGUUUUCUGAGGUCUUUGCCGGCUUUGCUUGUGACGGUUUGUGGAAGGCUCUAUGUACAGUUACAAUGUUAAAAUGUAAACAAUUUUCACUUAAAUAUUAAAAAAUUCUCAUUUUAUUCCCUUUGCUCAGAGUGACUCCUUAUGGCUGCCUGUCAACAGGAGAUAAGACCGGACUUAUUGAGGUUGUUAUGCAAUCCGAUACAAUCGCAAAUAUUCAGCGCAACAAUAGCAAUAUGGCUGCAACUGCAGCGUUCAACAAGGAUGCCUUAUUGAACUGGCUAAAGAGCAAGAACCCAGGGUAAGGAAAAGACUUGGUGCGGGGUUAUAGUACGAUUUGCCCACAUGAAGGUCAACUCGUCUAUUUCUUGCAAUGCUAUCAGGCUAGUAUAAUUUUCCAUAUAAUGCUCACGCAACUGAAGAAAUCUGGUAUAAAAUAAAAAAAGCUAAAGCUGGGGUUAGAAAUGUAUCCUCAUUAUUUUGGGUUGUAGAAGUAAACAAAAAAUAUAUCAGAGGCUUGAACCAAAUCCCAGAUAAUUGGUGGGAUACAUUUACAAACAAAGGUCUUAGAAAUAAAAUAGAUGCACUCCCACUCUCCAGUAUUUCAGAUCUGUUAGAAAACAUAAAAAUAGAGAUCUGGAUAUCAAGAGGGAUAAGGGAAUUUAAAGAUAUAAUAGUAGAACAUAAUCUCAACCCCUUUAAUCAAAUUAGGAAGGAAUUUAAUAACACCCCCCCCCCAGUGAAACGGUUAAUUAUCUGCAAAUUAAGAGCUUCUUAACAGAACAUCUAUAUAAAAAUAAAGGGGAGGGGACAGGGCCUGACCGCUGAGCAUCACCAGCUCCUGCUAACUGGGACAAAAAAAGCUGAUUCCACUGGCGGGGGUUAUCCCGGUCUACCCUCACUCAACCUCACAGCUAGGCAGCAGGACCACAACACGGACACAACGUCCUGUGGAUCCUGGUGAGGCAUAUAAACUGGCGGAGACCUCCCACACCACAGCCAUUUGUAGCACCAGGACGGAAACGGAGAUCCGACUAGCCGCAGUUUUCAGUUCCUUCUGGGAGAAGCUAGAGGCCUGUAUGCGACUUUCCGACCCGGAGACCCAGCCAGAGGGUAAGCUACAAAGCCCGGCACAGGUCAGAAACUCCCACAAGCUCCACACGCAUGAAAGGCCAGAGCUGUAGAGGUGCCAUCUCGAGACUAGGCUCCUGGAGCCUCAUUAACAGCAGCGGCAGCUGAAAUCUGCUCUCAGGGCCACAGGAGCGACCACAAUAAAGUGCCCAAAACUACAUCACCGGCGAGCAGUUACUCAGAAUGAGCCCCGUAAGAACACAGCGCUACCGAAUUGUGUGAGGAGAUGGCGGGGCGCGAGGCCCAAAAUGGCGGCAACACCAGUUCGGACCAGCAACAACCCCCAACCAAGACAUGGGGCACUUCCUGCACUGCAACCCACACCCUCAGAAGAUCACCACUGUCUGCAAAGGAAAACACCUUGACAAAGUCCUGGACGCUCCUUGGAAUAAGACUCGUGGGAAUGGCACUAUGGAUGGUGUUGAAACGUGGGGAUGGCGAGAUUCGGCUGUGCGGGUCUUGUGCCUCAAGCUACGAGACUAUGCUUUGCCAUCCCAUGGUAUCGGAUGAUCAGGCCACAGUGUAAGAGCCUCAGCCUACAUGUUUAUUAACUACUGGGGAACUUUCGCCUUAACCGCGGUUUCAAAUUAUGCUCGUGGUUUGCCUUAAUAUAUUAUUUGUCAUGUUUGCUUUAUAUGAAGGAGUGCCUGUGAUAUAUAAUAGCCUUCUAUCUGGGUUUUUUUUUUCUUGUACAUACAACACUGAUGCUAUAGAGGACUCGGCUCUAGUGGUUUUUCUCUCUAGUUUCCCUAACAUGUUAACCAAAUCUAUUAAUAUUUUUCUAAUCCAAUUGGGGGCUCAGAUACAUAUUCAGCAUGUUAUCAGAGGUUGGAAAUGUAAUAUCAAGGAAGUUUGUGGCAGUACACAUUCACAAACAAAUUUUUGGAAAGAAAUUAUUAGGUUAAUAUAUCAAAUAACAGAAACAAAACUACCUCUUAAUCUUGAAGUGAUCCUACUAAAUAUGAACUGGCCAAAUAUGACCAACAAAAAUGAAUGUUAAUACUUCACAUAAUCACAGCAGCUAAAUAACUUUUUGCACGAAAUUGGAAAACAGGGAGAAUUCUAUGCAUUAAUGAACUAAUAAAAUAAGUUAUAUGGAAAGGGGUAUCCUGGUGAAUUCAGGAAACAAAUCUAAGCAAACCGACUGGGACACAAAGAAUUGGAUCAGAAUAACCAAUAGAGAGAGAGAGCACAUGCUCGGUUUCAGAGAAGGGAAGCAUCAGAUCAAAUGAAGGGAGAAGAAAGAAAUAAGAAUAGAACCCCAAAACUGGCAGAUAAAGAGCACAGCACAUAUUGAGAUUAUACAUAAGAGGGUUUUUUUUUCCUUUCGCGACCCCCCCUUUUCCCUCCCUUCCUCCCCUUUUCCCUCCCUCCCUCCCCUUUUCCCUCCCUUCCUCCCCUUUUCCCUCCCUUCCUCCCCUUUUCCCUCCAUCCCCUUUUCCCCCCCACCCCGCCCUCAGUAUCAUCCAAACUUUACAUAUGGCAGGUACACACCUAAAAUAAAAAAAAAUCAACUCGAGUGGUGGUAAAUAUCAACUGGUGGCAGAUAGUCAACAAAUCAAAUACAAUGUUACUAAUAAAUGCAUUCUAACACUAGUUUGGAUACGUGACUAGGUUUCAGAUAAAUGUGUUUGUCUCCAUUUGAUGUGGGAGAGACUUCAUAUUAUGAGGCAGAUAUCCUGAAACCAUGUUUUUCCAUUUAAAAGAAAAAAAUAUUCGUUUAUAUGUAAGUCACCCACCUUAUUCUGUAUUGGCAUCACUAAGCAUUCCCAGUCUAGCAGAGAGGACAGUGUGAGGAUCAGAUAGAACCUUCUACAAAUAACUUGGUGAACGAAUUGACAUUUGGUUGGGCUGCUAUGGAAACUAACAGAAAUAGCAAUAUUUGGCUUCUUUUAGACCAGGGGUCAGUAAUCUGUGUGUCCCUAGAUAUUUGAUGUAAACUACGGUACAUCUCCCCGAUCCUCUAGCCAGUUAUGUUUUUGGCAGACAGAUUAAAGAAGGAUCAUUGGACUUGUAGUGCAAAGACAUUAAAAGAUACCUUUAAAAUAUCUACCGGUCACAUGCCUUUCAUGCCUUAGAAGGUUGUUCUGAAAGAUGGCACAGUUCUCAGGGGUAUGUCCUGCUUCAUUAAAGGGACGCACUUUCUAUCAACAUUGUAUAUCUGAGGCGAGCUGCUCCUCACUUUAUCAGAUUCCCGAUCCUAUAAGGCUUUGCACCCCAUACACACUAUCAUUUACACGUUUCAUAAUAGCGGUAUUUGUUAAGUCUACGGCUGAUCACUAACCCUCCACCCUUUCACAUUCUGCGGCAGUGAGGCUCUGGAUCGUGCAAUUGAGGAAUUCACAAAGUCUUGCGCUGGGUACUGUAUCGCAACGUACGUUCUUGGAAUCGGAGACCGGCACAGUGACAACAUCAUGAUUCGGGAAACUGGACAGGUGUGUUACAGGAAUGGUACUUCCCACAAAACAUAACAUAAAAUAUAUUUUGCGUUUAAUGUCUCCUGCUUUAUCUCUAGUUACCACAUCUUACUACCAAAAAAAAAAAGGACCCAGUUUUACUUCUCACUACAUUGCUGUAAUGUACUAACACAUGUAUUUAAAGAUUUUUCCUUUUCUCUUAAAAGACCCAUUUAAAUUUGUUUAGAAUUAUUCUAUAUCUAGACAAAUGAGCAGGCUCUCCAGGCUAACUGUGGCAAGAUAAAUACAAGACUGGGAUACAGCCAAGUUCUAAAAUGCAAAAAAUAAACCGUACAUAGUGAUGUAUAGUUAGUGUAAAAUACGACAGUUCUAGAUUGCACUCACUAGAUGGAAGUUCAAUCUGAGACAAUUUUAGUUCCCUAUUACCCCCCUCCAAUGUGAAGACACCUGUUCGAUACCCAUACCCCGGAUGUCCCUUCAACUGAACAUAGGACAGGAGUUGCAGUGGACCGGUACCGAAUGAGUAGUAAUGCCUUUUUUGAUAUUGUGUUCCAUUAAAUCGUACUUUAAGGUGUCUUAUUUUUUUGAAUCUUUUUUACCUAAAGUCCAUAAACAAUUUUAUUUUUUCCACUAUGAUGUCCCAUUAUUUGUGGCAUCAAUUCGAGCACAGCUAAUUUAUCAGCUUUUAUUGAUUCAAGUCCCCAAAAACAUACCCAAAGUGCCCUUUUCUAUGUAAAGGACACCAAAGCUAUUUUACAAGAACUAGACCAUAUCGAAUGGAAAGAGGAAUAUAGCUUGGCCACCCAUGACGUCACCUCAUUAUAUACAGUCAUUCACCAUCACUUCGGUUUUGAGGCAGUCAAGUUUUUCAUAAGUCAAGAUUCAGACAUCAAUCCAAAACUUAGGAGUUUCAUUUUAUCAGCUAUUCAGUUCAUAUUAGAACAUAACUUAUUUUUCUAAGAGGGUAAAUGCUACCUUCAAAUCACAGGCAUCGCCAUGGGAACCAGGUUCGCCCCCAGUUAUGCCAACAUCUACAUGAGGAGGUGGGAAGAUCUUUUUGUGUGGUGCAGGCAUGACUGGAAGGAGAGCCUGGUCCUUUGGUGGAGGUAUUUCGAUGACGCCAUUGUUAUCUGGAAGGGAUCUCGUGAGUCUUUUAAAACAUUCGUACAAUACCUCAACCAAAAUUCGUUCAACUAUAAAAUUCAUACCAGAAUGGGAUAAACAUACCAUUAAUUUUCUAGAUCUUAGUCUGUUUUAUGAGGGGAACAAGGUGAAAUCAAAAUGUUAAAAAACAAAACAAAAAAAAACUGACGAAGGGGCGGGGUCUGGACAUCAUGGCGGCUAGACGUGCAUCGUGUGAGCUCCGAGCUCAAUUCUCGUACUAAGCCUGAUUACUGCACGCCAGCCAGCUAAAACGCCACUUAUAAGACUCAUCUGCUUCUGGGGUCCACCAGUGAAUCCCGGGUACGCUGCAUAUCAGACAUGGCAUAUCAGACAGCGGUUGUUGAAGUGAGGCCUAGCACGGUCGCCGGACGGGUCGAGCGGCCGACCCCCGUACCAUGCGACGCUGGGACCUCCCAAGCUUGCCUCUCGGCCUUGUUUCCCCCCCCCCCCACGCCCCCUUUGGACCGGCGGGGGACAUCCCAGUUUACCCUGGCUCAUAUCCUGCAUUAGCGUGAAUCACAUAAGCCUAAUCUACUAAAGCUACAGCCCAGCAGACAUACAAAAUGGCAGCUCGAAACAUCCAGCGAGACUCAAACUCCCAGCAAUCCGAGGCGGCACCUCUCUCUCCUGCGCAGCUAACAAAGAACAGGCUGGACGAAAUCUUUGACCGCUUCUGGUCUGCGCUGGAGGCCCGCCAAGCUGCAGCAAGGCAUCAGCAACAAGAGGACGACCAGGAGGCUGAAGGCCGGCUGGUGAGUGGGCCCCCUCCGAUCACACGCACCUUAAAAGCACGCAACAAGGGGGCCAGGGGUAGAGCCCCACGGCAUCAUCCACACAGGCGGAGGAUCGCACGCAGUCAGCGGCCACCUACCACCAGGACCUCUCGUCUACCCCCUACAAGGGUGGACUGGGAUCUCAGGAGCACCCAUGUCCGUGGGAAGAAGAUGCAGGCCUGCAGACCGGCCUGGGGUGGGAAGGAUGCCCAUCAGAGCCACCAGAGCACCGUGGCCUCCUUAGCUCUCACUGCACAGGACAUUCGUUUCCCAUCUUCGGGCAUAGGCUGAACACAGGCUCGCUGCUUAAAGCAGUACCACCAAUAUGGGACAGACUACAAAUAGCAGAUGCCACCGAUGGGACUCUCAUACGCUACCCAAACAUGCCAACUUGCCAGAGCCCCCUAUAUGGAUACACACGGAGGCAGCCUAAUAUUCAUGUUUUUCUCAUUUGCGUUUUCUUGUUUAGUGUUCCACUCGCUUAUAGGUCAUAACAUUAUCCGAACCUCUGCCGUAUAUUCUCGCAUGAUAUAUAGAUACAGAGCCAGCGGUCUUUAACUCUCAUAAAUCAACCAGGGAUCAACCUACUGCCUAAAGUGUAGUCAAGUAUAUACUCUUGAGAAUACCCUACCUUAUCCUGUACCUAUUUCGUUAUAAGCUUGCAUAAAUCAUUGCGACUGUACCUGCUAUACAGGAUCUUUUACUCACCCAGCUUAGCAUGUGAGGUAAUCGAAUAAUCGUAUACACACGGUUUGCACAGCUAGCCAGGAAUCUCAUACCAGCUGAACCUUUGUCAAUUCUGUUCCUACCCUUAUGCAUCUACUUGAAUGUAAAAAUUUAAAAUUUGUGCCAGUCCUUCAGUUUACCCCAUUGUUACAACUGUUUCGUCAAUGCAUGAGGAAUGCCGUUGGGGUACCUCAAGCGAGCAUAAUUUGAAAUGCAUUACCAAAAAAAAAAGAAAACUGACGAGAACAGUUAUGUCCACAGGAAAGGUUGCCACCAUAAACCGUGGCUAAGAAGUAUUGCAAAGAGUCAACUGACUAGAGUACGGCGUAACUGUUCCAACAUACAGGAUUUUAAAAUACAGGCAGGACAUAUUAAAAAAAAAAAAAAUUAAAAAAAAUUGUUUAAAGAUGGUACGAUAAGAACACUAUCAAAAAAGAGAUCAGAAUUAUUGCUCAGAAAGAUAGAAAUGAUCUAUUAAUGGAUUGACCAAAGCGUGCUCCGAAUGAAAAGUUUAGACACUUGUUUGUUACUAAAUCUAAUACUGAUCACUGGAAGAUAAAAAAAAAAAAGCCUUAAAUUUUGGCCCAUAUUACUCCAGGACCCGGUUAUAGGCAACGUUUUACCAAAUCGACCACCCAUGAUCUAAAAAUAAAAUAAUAAAUAAACAAACAACAAAAAAUAAAUCUUCUAGCACCCAGUUACUCCAAAAAGGGCAUUUCCACAGUACAUAAAAAUACACACGCUCUCUCUCUCUCUGUCUCUCUCUCUCUCUGUCUCUCUCUCUCUCUGUCUCUGUCUCUGUCUGUCUGUCUGUCUCUCUGUCUCUGUCACGCAUCUAUAUCUGUUUUUCAUUCCUUCAUCCAUUCUUUUUUCCAUCCUACUGCCAUCACCCUACCCCCCGAUAGGGACUACAUUCUUUCAAUCUAAGUGUUGCUUGCCAUAUUGUACCUAUGAAAGGGAGUUCCAUUGCUCACCUUUUUUCUUUUUCUUUUUUUUUUCUUUCUUUCUUUCACUUGUGUACACAGACGUGGGUUUAUGCACCCAUGUGUAUACAUAUACACACACACACAUACAGACACAAUGCAGGUUUUGCGUUUGUUAUUUAUAUAGGGCUACCUUACAUAAAAUAGAUUUUCCCCUCUUUAUUAUUCUUGUUUUCCUUCUUCAGUAGAUUCAAUUCUUACUAUGCUGGUUUCACUUUAAGAUCGUAUCGUUCCGGCAGCUGGACUGCUUAAAAGCAGUUCCAGCUUAUUCGGAACGCAUGCUGUCAGAGAUGGAACGCAAACGACGUUCAAGAACUUUAAACCGGAAAUACCUCAUGGAAUGCAAGUGCCUUCCUGUGGAACGCAAGCCGAAUCAGUUUGGCGAACUGGCGGGAAAUUUAACCAGCGAUCAGAAACCUCUGAGAAGAAAACCAGCAAAGACCUACGAGGAGAGUUUGGCCCUCAUUAGCUGGAUCUGAUUGGCACAUAAUUUAAUUAAUCCAGAGGAUCCUCCAAUCAACAUUAUGGACUGGUAUUAUUUAAAAGGGACUAAGGGGGAGUUGGGAUUAUGCAUGACUGAUUUUAUUCAUUGCAGUUUCUACAUAUCUCUAAAGGAAGUCCAUCCCUGAAUAGACGAAACUCAUUAGAGAUCAUCAUUUUUUACUUUUGCUAAUUGCAUUUUGUUUUAAUACUUUUAUACCAGGCUAUUUGUGUCUAAUAAAUAUUUUAAUUUGAUCCCUGACUCGGUCCUUUGAAGUUCCUGUACUGAACAUUGCUGAACAUUCAUUUUGGCCCAAGGUGGAGAGUGGAUCAUUACAGCCCUCUUUUGGGCUCCAAGGCACUUCUUGAACUUCCAUCUAGUGAGUGCAAUCUAGAACUGUCGUAUUUGACACUAACUAUACAUCACUAUGUACGCUUUAUUUUUUGCAUUUUAGAACUUGGCUGUAUCCCAGUCUUGUAUAAUUCUACUUAUGUUAUCAGAGGCGCUGCUGGGGAAGGCCUCUUGGGAAGCUGUUUUUACCAGACUGAGUUAAGUACUAUUUUUCUACCCAAUACAUAUUUGGUCUUGGAGUGGAGCACCAUUUUUAUCAUAACUGUGGCAAGAGUAAGAUUAAGGCCUGGCUAGUAGGAUAGGACUGUACAUUUCAUACCCUGCUAAUGUUAUUUAUAAAUAGAUUUACUUCUAAUAUUGGAGUGUUGCUGUGCAUAUUUAGAUUAUUGGGACCUUUUUUAAAUGUUUAAUAAAAAAAAAUAAAAGUUGAACUCCUAGUGUGGAGCCAAUAUUGGCGUUUAGAUUACAGCACUUCUACCCGUGAUCAGUGGCAUUAAGGGAUAUCUGGGGUCUGUUCACUGGGAUUCAGAGUAAAUGUUGCAAAUACUACAGAUCUGCUGAGCUGGGAUUGUACUUCUAAAAUGUAAUUGUGUUGUGUUUUCUGCCAAUCUGACGUCAUGCUGAUAACUAAAAUGUACAGGAACUUCAAUCCAUAUCAAUGUUCUCUGUUACUAGGUGGGUGGGAUGGGAGGUAAUGGUUCCUAAACCUUAGUGUGCCGAAGUCUGGCAACAAACUGCAAGCUCUGCCAUGUUGAAGGUGUCCUGCAAGCAGUUUAUUUUCCAGCCGGUUGCCCAUCGUUGAUACAUGUUGUUUUUCUUUACCCUUAUUUUAGCUGUUUCACAUUGAUUUUGGACAUUUCCUGGGUCAUUUUAAGGCCAAAUUUGGCAUCAACAGAGAGCGUGUCCCCUUCAUAUUAACCCAUGAUUUUGUGCACAUUAUCCAACAAGGGAAAGCAGAGAACAGUGAAAAGUUUGAUAGGUGAGUUUUUUUUGUUUUUUUUUUCAUUUGAUGGUCUGAAUCCUUUACCCCGAGAUGGGACGUUCCGUAUUCCAAAUCUGUUACCACAUUUCUUUUAGAUUCCCUGCAGCAAAGCCUAUGUCACGUUACACAAUGAGUAAUUGUCAUUCAGACGUAGCACUGCUGCUGCUUAGAACACAGGGCAUUCCAUAGUGGCGUAGGGAUCUCAUUAGUCCUUAGAGGGGUGGUUUUAUAAAUUGCACAGAAUCAAACCUACAAAAGUCUUGCAUGUAAUGCAACUUAUGGAUGCUUGAAAACCUGUUUUAACGAAAAGCAAAAUGUGUAGAAGACUGUAGGACUGUAUAUAAAAUCGAAGUAUCUGCCGCAUCUGGAUCCAGUAAAAUUCUAACUGCACAGACAGCAGCAUGUACAGAGAUAAACUAACGUUACCCAGCAAAGUUCUAAAUUAUUUAUUUAUCUUUUACUGAGAUUUAAAAAAAAAAAUAUGUAAUCUACAUUUAGCAUUUGGUUAGAACAAGGUCCGAAUUCUGGGAAAUGAACCCAGAAGCAGUAAAUGAUUUGUUCAUUAAAUGUUUAUUUUAAAAUAUGUUCAGCCAUUAUCUGUAACAGACUGUUUUAAGAUGAAUUUUAAAUUGGUCAAUAAAGUGCUUAAUAGACAAUUGUAUCUUGUGGCCCGUCAAUAAGUCAGAUUGUCGGCUAGUUAGGAGUCCCUUCCUUUCUCACCAUCGUAGAAAAUCAAAAACAAGACGUGAAUGUUUGGUGUGUGAUGUGAUUAUUAUAUACAAGGUUGGAUUUAUCACAUUCCUUUCCUGAUUGAUAUAUACAUUGAUUGGAAAAAAUCUGGAUACAUUUUUAUAGUAAAAUCUGUUGCUUUGGUUUUACUAUGCAAUUAAAUCAAAAUCCUGUUCCGCAUUGCUUUUUAACCCCAUGAUAACAGUUGUAUCUGCUGAAACAAGAGUAUUACAAUUGAAAUGAAAAUGCCUUCUCCAUAAUCUUUCACAGGUUCCGGGAGUGCUGUGAAAGAGCUUACAUGACCCUACGAAGUCAUGGAAUCCUUUUCCUCAAUUUGUUUGCACUUAUGAAAGUUGCUGGGUUACCGGAGCUUAGCUGCUCGAAAGACAUCCAGUACCUCAAGGUAAGAUUCUCAGCAUCUCACGUGGCGACAUGCCACACAUAGUAAAACCACUGUGUUAAGAAAACUAGAUUGCAAUGGAAUUCCUACCGCACAUCACGCUGACCACAUAGCAAACCUCAGUUGGUUAUACCAUCUAACAUGAACAGAGCAGCUUUAACAAUAAAAUUACACUCGGCAGUUGCCUAGGGCCCAGGUAUUAAACCGGGACCUCCGAACAAUGAAUUUGCUUGGCUUCAUUAACUGUCCCUAUGUGAAGAAUGAAGAGGGGGCUCAAACUGUUUACCUGCCUGGUUCCCCAUGAGAUAAUAAUCCUUUUCUUGACUUGAAUGUUUAGUGAAGAGUUUACAACUGGUUAUAAAUGAGCUGAAGUGGCCAGUAUUGUUCCAAGUUUAUAUUUUGUCCCUUUAUAUCAAUGAGGUUCCCCGCCAUGUUUUUUUUUCCACAAUUCACUGUCCCCACAGCCCUUGUCCGAGACUUGCAGUUACAGGCUGCUAGUCCCACUUUUAGUCUCCGUGUGUUACCAAGAAAUGUAUCAGGACUUGUAGCUAUGAAAUGGGAAUCACUGAUUCUGCGAAUUAGCAAAAUGGAAGUCAUCUGGAAAUUGCAAAAAACCUCUGGUACCAUAGCUUCAACAACUCCUCCUGGUCUCUCACUUCUUGUUAGGAGAUAAAGCUGAUCCUUUCAGAAUGGUACAACUUUGUUUUCCCAUAAUCAAUUGCACUAUGGUUUUUUAUUACAAUGAAUGACAACAGCUUAAUUUGUACGACGUUAUAAAUAUAUAUAUUUUUUUUCAUGUGAAUGAAAUGCUUCUGCAAUUCUUUUGUGCCAUAAAAAGUAACUGCAGUGACACACUAGUGUGCUUGCUCGUGCUAUUUUUUUCCCCAAGUGUUUGUUCAAACAUUGUCAUAUUUUAUUAAUAAUUUAAAAACCCCUGGCACAUUAAAUUAGUUAGAAUGUACAUUUUUGUAGCCGGAAUGUUCCAUUUUAAUAAUCUCCCCAACCUUUUUUUUUUGUCCCAGGAUUCCUUAGCCCUUGGAAAGAGCGAGGAGGAAGCCUUGAAGCAUUUUCGGUUGAAGUUUAAUGAAGCGCUCCGGGACAGUUGGAAAACCAAACUGAACUGGUUUGCCCACAAUGUUGCCAAAGAUAACCGUCAGUAACUGGGAGUGAGAACAAUCAUUAUGAUCAAAGAGUCUCCCAAAGGAAACAAAGUGCCAUGAAAAAGUGGGGACAAAUGCUCCUGCUCCGACGAAUCGGAGAAAAGAACUCCAACCAAGUUUCUCCUUGGCUGUGAGCAAUGGGAAUUCUAGUCCACUGGAAAGCCACAAAUUGAUCUUUGGAAUGUAUUGAUUGAAAACGUUAACCCACUUUGCUGCAGGCCCUCACUGCUGGAGUUAAUUUAUUCUGAAGCAGAAUGGGUGGAUUGGUGUAGAACACAGUUUGGAUGGUCCUGUUUGAGGUGUGGUAUUAAAAACUGACUUCAUUGCAAAGAGAAAUGCAACAGGGUCCAGCUUUGCUUUAAAGGAACAAAAUACAUUUUGGAUGCGACUAGCAUUGCACAGGCACUUCGCCACUGGGCUGUUUAGAUGUUCCAGAGCUUCUAGUGGCCUUGGCUUGUGGGAUUCAAACCAUUGGUUUUCCAUCAUGCAAUGGUCAAGACUUGCUGUAGAACUUCCUAGAAUGGUUCUUGUACCAUAAAUCAUGCUUGUAUAAUCGGAGGCGGUAAGGUGAUCCCUAGAAUAUCUGAAGUUUAGUCAUUAAAAACAAACUCCUGAACAAUGAGAUGGUUAAAUGCUGGACAACUUGUGUUGAAGGGAAUCUCCAUUCAGAUUCUCAGAACAAAGCCUGCACAACACUUUGCCAAUCAGUGUAUCCUGCAGAUGUUCAGGGGGCUUCCAUGCUGCAGUUAGAGACCUAGAUUGGAAAUGCAUUGCACACUGUUCGUCUCUUAACGGGUUAAAUGGACUGUAAUGCACUAAAUUAUGUACAAAAAAUAAAUGCUUUUGAUUUGUAUUCCUAGAAGUUAAGGCUCGAUCGUGUCAAAGAUAACAAUCCGGCUCAUUGUUAAAGUGCAAAAAUGACUUGGUGACAUGUCACGAAAAUCUGUACAACUUGAAACCCAGCUCCUAAGAAACCAGAUUACAUGAUCUGCAAGAUUAUUUUAUACCGCUGUACAGGCACCAAAAAAAAUAAUGGUGGCUGGAUGCCAGGCAUUCUGGGACAGGCAGAGUGUAUAGUUUAAGCUACAGAUUUGCUAGCACAAUACAUUGAUUGCACUUAAAGCAUGACUUGGCCAACUGCACAUCUGUAGAGACCGGGUCCUAUUACCCCAUCAUUAAUUGCUCCUACAAUGCAGCAGCCACUGUGGGUGACUGAAUGGGACAUUCCUGGAGUAGUUAAUGGUCUAUGCAUGAAAGCAAGUUACUUACCUUUUGACUCACGCUGCCCAUUUUAAAAUGACCAGCCUGUUGUUUUUUUUUGUUUUUUUUUGCAGCUAUACUGAUAUCUAUGUAACCUCUUGGGUAAAUGUACACAUUUUAGUAGAAGUGCAAUCAAGAUGUAAUAAACAGUCACAUGAGAUCUGAGUCAUAUUAAAUAUGUGAUCACUCUAGAACGAAUAGAGUUAGGAAAGGGAAUUUAAUCGUCCAUGAAGCCAGCUUUUUCCAAUCUAUUUAGGGACUUGUUGACAAAACGCGUGCUCCAGGACUGAAAUCGUUUACUCAAGCAGGGAAUUACACCUUUUAGGCCAUGUGGGCAAAUAGAAAUGUUUUAAAUAUUCUAUUAAAACUUGUAUUCCUUUAGUGACCAACCAUUCACAAGAGAAUGAUACUGUUCAGUUUACUCUUUGUGCACCUCCAUGCUCCCUUUGGGGUCCCAGUGAACCAGUUCGGAGUUUCCGUAAAUCUCACCGCUUUGAUUUGCUUUCUAAAUAUACCAAUCGCAUCCAUGAAAUUUUGGGCUCCAGGUGACAUAGGGGACAAUGUUUAUUUUUACUUAUACUGGUUUCAUGGGGAUGUAGAGCAGAUGCUUGCACGGUUUUAGAUGAUGCAGGAGAGUCUGUUGCCUUUUAAAUCCAUCCCAAGGCCAUUAAUAGGCAGUCGCAAUAAACAAACUUGUAAGUAUGUUAAUAAAUGUACAUUGUGCAUGUCUGUAUAAAGACAAAUGUUAUGUGGCUUAGAAGAUAUAUUUUUUUUGUUUGUGGUACUAUUUUGAAAGAAUAUAUUUUUACUUUCCUUUUUUAUAUAAAAAGUUGUUUUAUGUAACCGAAGAUGUGAAAUGUGCAGGCAGGCUUAAAAUUUAAGUUUGACUUGACAAAGGGUUAUUCACCAACGUGAGCUUUAACACUGACUUUCAAAUCUUAAGUCAAAAUAGCUGUAGUGAUAAUAGCCUCACUUUAAACAGACUGAGGAUUUUAUGACUUUAACUAAACUACAUUUCUGAUUUAACUUCCUGCAACUUACUUAGUGGAUAACCCUGACCGUGUGUGCUUACCGCCACCUACAAAACUACCAUUUUCAGUGAACGUGGCCUCUUCUUGUCUGUGGGAGUUUAUUUUUGAACUGUAUGCACUAAUUGGUGGCAUGUUGCCAUGGAAAAGUGUACUUAAUAAAUUGAAAUAAAGUGUGCCAGUAACGUGACAUGUUAAAGUGGCUUGAUUUUAAAUCCCCAAAUGAAAGCUUUUGAUCUGUUGAUUUAUGCACAAAAAAUACUUUCA